This is a messenger RNA of Podarcis lilfordi (Lilford's wall lizard), 79397 nucleotides long. The record is from the annotation of a GenBank genome assembly. NCBI's taxonomy places the organism in Eukaryota, Metazoa, Chordata, Lepidosauria, Squamata, Lacertidae.
AUGGAGGAAGCGCAAAUGCAUCUGAGCUGUCAGGAAGAUCACAGGUACUCUUCAAGCUGUUACCUGUCUGUCUGCAAUGAAUUUGAUUUUCUGAAUAGGUUAGGACUGUCAGGCUUCUGAUCUCCAGAAGUUUUUGUUUUUAUCCUAGCCACGGAUGGGAAUCCAUUGCUGCCAAGUUAGGUAGGGGUCAGGGAUAAAGUCAGCUUUCGUUUAAAGCCAAAUUGAUCAGAUUUGCAGUUUCUGGAACAAUACGCCACCUUGCAGAAUUUGCACUUCUCUGAAUUUUGCAAUGCCGUUCUCCAACCAAAUGCAUGUAGUGAGGGGAACUGUGCAUAAAAAAAUAUGCUCUGGAAAAUAACAUACAAAAAUGUAUUAUAUUAGGAUUAAUUGCUUGGGGGGGGGAAUGUGUACCUUAGUCAAAACUGCAUACAGGAAUGUACUUAUUAGGAGAAUUCACGCAUUAGGAAAAAAUGUUGGUGAACGCUCGUGGUUUUUGUAAAAAACAAAAUGUGAAUUGCUGCGGAAAUGUACAGACCUGAAUUUAACGUGGGUUAAAUGAGAAACUGCGUGAACCAAAACUGACAGAUCCUUCCACCCCAAGUGCCAAAAUUGUCUUUUGGAGCCUAGCAUGUAUGGACCUAGAUAAUAUCAAUGGUCUGAUGCAAGACACAUCCAGGGCAGAACAUAUUCUGCUUCUGUUUGAACAGCUGCAUCUCCCCCAGUACUGGUUGGCUAAAGUAAUUUGAGCAAGUGAACUCAGGUUAAUUGGUUUAAUUUUAAAAUCAAAGCUUAUUGACAAUGCGUUUUUUUGUUUGAUAUUGAAGAAUUCAGAGCAAACCUAGUGAGCACCCACUUUCCCUGAAUAGCUCAAAUCCGGCAGAUGUAGAGGAAGGAGGACAGGAACCAUCACAUGUGGGUGCUAUGGGUUUUUAAUUUAUACAAUUAACCCUGCUAAUUUGUCCUUCGGAAUAGGGACAGGGUUGAGAUCUCACGCUGCAGUCGUUUUAUAUCAGGAGAUUGACACCUGCAGUAAACAGCUGUUGAAGGUCCCUGACUAACUGCUUCCUGUAUCUACUUUUAGCAUUGUCUGCUAAUAUUUGCUCUUUGGACAGAUCCCAACAGCUGGGAAUCUUUUCAAAGCGAGCCUCUAGCCAGAAUAAGAGAUGUAAAUCCCACUCUCGCUGUUGCCAAACAGCUUUUUAAUGGCUAAGUUUUGCUUUCUUUCUGCCGAGUGGAGAAUUUGCAGCUGGAACUGGAGAGGCCUUCAAGAUUUUCACUGUGCUGGCUGCAUGAUAAGCCUGCCACUUUUUUCUUUUUUAAAAAACCUUUUAAAGUGCUGCCUUGGAGGCAGAAAUUAAGCUGAUGCUGCUUUCCAUAUCGCUGCAUUUCCAUGCUGGAAAAUACACCCCUCUCUGCCUCCCGAGAAGCUACAAGUACAGCUCCCACAACAGCUACAUUCUACUUUCACUGUUGGAGUGAAUAUACCUGUUGCUGGAAAUCACAGUGCAGAAAAUGCUGUUGCACUCAGAUGCCACUUGCGGGCUUCCGUUGACAACAGAUUGGCUACUGUGAGACUAGACAGGCCAUUGCCCUGAUGUAGCAGGCCUCUUUUCAUAUUGUUAUGACGCUGCAUUCAUCCCCUCACUCUUGCCAUGGUUUGCAUGCUUGGAAAAGGCAGGUAGGGAGGAAGGAAGGAAGGGGAAAGCAGCCCAGGAAGCUCAUGGCGGGAGGGCAACAAUGGGCUCUGCAGCUGCAUGGUCUUCCCUAGGGAUCCUUUCCAAAUUCCCUAUCUCUGUAUUCUCCGUAAGGAAUUGUCUCUAAAUUAGCAUGCUGCUGAUAACGCUAAGAUUGCAGGUUCGAUCCCCAUAUAGGAUGGCUGCAGUUGUACUAGAUCAGGCAUGUUCAUAGUCCAUUUGGGGGGCAUAAUCUGGCCCACUGGUCGGUUUAAUCCGGACCCCCUGUGGCAGUUCAUUUCCUGGGGUAAAAUCCUAAAAAAAAAAGCUCAACAACUUCAACCCUAAAACCAGUGUGGUGUAGUGGUUAAGCCAGUGUGGUGUAGUGGUUAAGAGCGGUGGACUCGUAAUCUGGUGAACUGGGUUCGCUUCCCCGCUCUUCCACAUGCAGCUGCGGGGUGACCUUGGGCUAGUCACACUUCUCUGACGUCUCUCAGCCCCACUCACCUCACAGAGUGUUUGUUGUGGGGGAGGAAGGGAAAGGAGAAUGUUAGCCGCUUUGAGACUCCUUAGGGUAGUGAUAAAGAGGGAUAUCAAAUCCAAACUCCUCUUCUUCUAAAAAAGGCUAAACAAAGAAAACUCAACAUCUUCAAGCCGAAAAAGUCAACAACAUUGGUUGGCUCUUUGGUCGGCCCUCACGGCCCUUCACUUCAUCAAAUCUGGCCCUCUUUGAAGAAAGUUUAGACACCCCUGGACGAGAUGCUCCUCAGGGUACCCAUUCAAUUUUACAAUUCUAUUAUUCUAGGUGGUACUACAGCAUGGAUCUGGGUCUUGGUUGGUGCUCAGUGAUAUUCACCCCCUACAAGUUAGCCUAGUAAGAGAAAGGGGUUGAUACAUUUGGGUGCUAUGAGGGCGGUUUAGUAGAUAUUAUAAACCCACCAAUCUAUUAUUUAGUUCUGCCUUGAGCAGGAAGUGGUGGGAAACUUCAAACGACAGUGCAGAUUAAUUCCUCUGCUGAGUGUUUUUCCAUGUGUGAGUGUACACACACACACACACACACACACACACGAGAGAGAGAUGCAAACAAACAAGUAUUUGAUAGGAUUCAUUUCAUGCCUUAAGGUGCUUACAGUAUAAACACACAAUAUCAAGAUGAUUUUAAAAAUGUAUAUCUACCAUUGAUCAUGGCCAAAUUUGGUUACUCGGGAAUCGUUUUCUAUUUUCUGCUGUUUGAUAUAUUUUUUUCUUGCCAGUCAAUGCAAACUUCAUUUUUAAAAGCAAGCCAGCAGCAGAACAUGUAGCAAGUGUCCCGGCGAAGGUUGAAACUCAGCAGUUAUGUAAGAUCUGCAGGACUUGGCUUCUGUUGUUCAUCACAUGUUUCUGCCAUCUGAAGUCGUGCUGAAUGCUUGAAAACAAGAAAGUUGUCUGUGAGUGGCUAAACAAUGGACAAAUGAGAAUAAUCGAGGUCCUGUUUCAUUAUUUUAAUUAGGGAUGUGCAAGCAUCAGGCUGAUUGUCCUGAAAAUGAAUUGGACUUUUAAAAAAGUAUUCGCACUUUAAGUUCUUAUCUCCCUCCGUCCCAAAGCAACCAUUUGGGAGGGGAAACUUGACUUGGAGAAAAGCUGGGGUAACAGGAGGUGGCAGAGGGCUCCCAUGGACACAGAAUCAAGCUCCAUGCUCCCUGACAGGAAACAACUACUUAAAGCAGGCAUAGAUAGUUUUGGGACUACAAUUCCCAUCAUCCCUGGCCACUGGUCCUGUUAGCUAGGGAUCAUGGGAGUUGUAGUCCCAAAACAUCUGUAGGGCCAAGUUUGCCUAUGCCUGACUUAGGGCUUUAUAGGUCAGUCAGUAGCCUUGUACCUGGCAUUACAUGGGAGUUGUAAGAAACAACAACAACAAAAUAUCUGUGCAGCUUUGUGAUCAGUGGUUAAAAUCAGUGCAUUUCAGUCCACCAUCUUAAUAUAAAAUGACACCCAGUGGUAUCCAAACAGAUGAAAACCCGCUUCCUCCAUUUCAGGAACCAUCAUGCAAAAUAGAGAUUCAAAGGGUGCCUUUUCAUGUAGUUUAUAUUGCACAAAUCUAAUUGUUAUAAACCUCUUUGAUUAAAAGUUCAAAAUGUUUAGGGGUAUGCGUCCCGCUGUGCCCCCCCAGAAAAAAGCACUGCAUAGUGGUAUAUAAAUAUUUUUAUAUAGCAAUGUGCUCACUGCGACAAGAGGGCAAGUUAGCGUGCUUGUUCAGUUUUGGCCCUUCUAUAUAAUAUUUUUAAAAUAUAUGGCCAGCUGAUGACAGAAAUGAUUACUUCACUGUAGAUCUUAAUAGCAGGGCAGCAGUUCAAGUUAAGAUAAAAUGCAGUUGCUUUAUUUCCACACGACUCUGGAGUCGUAAGGCUUAAGAAAACGGCCAGCUGGCAAUAUUCUGAAAUUCUUCUUGGCUUUAGGUGCUGAUAAAUAGAAGAGUUAGGGUUUUGUUUUUUUCCAAUUUGAAAGAAUGCAACUACACUCCCCCCUCCCCACCCCAAAUCAAAUACUUAUGCAUGACUCUAAACUAGUACUGUCAGUCUUUUGCCUGAAAUGUGUGUCUUGUUUGCCAAAGAAUAAUGUCACGGCCCCUUCGACAUAGUGGCUAGUCUAAUGCAAAACCCAACAAACGCCUAAUGUGUAGGGUUACCAUCUCUUUAAUGGCUAGAACAGUCUUUAUCGACUUGGUGCCAUCCAGAUGUUUUGAACUAGAGCUCCCAUCAGCCCACCAUAGGAUGAUGGGAGGGUUUGCCUCUCGACUGAUAAUGAAAGCAAGAUGAAUAGUGGACAUAAACACUCAAAGAGGGACAAUGUACUGUAGUGACCUAGCCUAGGUUGUUGAGCUUUUGGGGGGAACAUCAGAGAGACAGACAGACAGAGAGAGAGAGAGAGAGAGAGAGAGAGAGAGAGAGAGAGAGUUUUUAGGCUUUUUAAAAAGGAUUUCAAAAGCAUUUAAAAAAUAAUUAAAUAAAAAUCACCCUGCUUGCCAUGCAUCCGGGAUUUCCUGGCCAUUUUGCUGAUUUGGCAAAAAUCCGCCUGGAUGCCAUUUUCAGAGCCUGGAUGAUGUUGUUGUUUAGUCGUUUAGUUGUGUCCGCCUCUUUGUGACCCCAUGGACCAGAGCACCCCAGGCACUCCUAUCUUCCACUGCCUCCCGCAGUUUGGUCAAACUCAUGCUGGUAGCUUCGAGAACACUGUCCAACCAUCUCGUCCUCUGUCGUCCCCUUCUCCUUGUGCCUUCAAUCCUUCCCAACAUCAGGGUCUUUUGCAGGGAGUCUUCUCUUCUCAUGAGGUGGCCAAAGUAUUGGAGCCUCAGCGUCAGGAUCUGUCCUUCCAGUGAGCACUCAGGGCUGAUUUCCUUAAGAAUGGAGAGGUUUGAUCUUCUUGCAGUCCAUGGGACUCUCAAGAGUCUCCUCCAGCUUGAAUAACUCAGAGAAGCUAUGAACUAUGCUGAACAGGUUCCUGGAUAUGGCAGCCCUAACCUAGCCACUUCAAUUCCCUGUUGAGCUCAAAUCUCCAUUAGGAUAGGGUUGUCUCCCUAGAAAUGGACUGAACAAUAAGGAAAACUGAAACUAAGGAAGGGAGACUACCCGUAACCCUUUUCAAAUUGGUGGAAAACUUUAAUUUCAUUGACAUACGGAGAUUUAAACACCCACUGGUCAGAGAAUUCGCUUCUUUUUUCAGAACCAAAUCAGUCUGCCGGAAGAAUAGACUCAGUUUUGCUAUUUCCAGGGUCCAACAUAUUCUCCCCGAAUGAUCUAAAAUCAGUGGUAGAGCACAUGCAAAAAGGACCCAGAUCCCAUCUGGCAUCUCCAGAUUGGACUACGAAAUGUUCCUAAUUAAUACCCUGGAGAGCCACUUGCCAGUCCAUGUAGACCUGUGUCAGAACUGUUGUAAAACAGGAUCUACAAGAAAUUUUGGAGCUGGAUCUGAGUUCCUCUCUCUGGCUCUGCAUUUUUCCUUAUCAACACAAGGGUUGGUGACCGUGAGGACUGGGAGGGCAGAAGGCAGAGAGCCCUGCAAGUAGGUGGAGCUGAAGCCAUUGAUAGGCAGAGACCAUUCAUUCUUUCUAUCUCCCCAUCCUAUAUAUUUUCUGAGAAUCCUCCGGAAAAAUAAUCUCUCAAAGGACCUGCUGAUGGCAUUUUACCAUUGUACUGUUGAGAGUGUAUUAACUUAUGGUCUCUGUGUGUGGUUUGGGAGCUGCACAGUCAGGGGAAAAAACAAUGCUGUCCAGGGUUGUAAAGACUGCGGAGAGAAUAACUGGGUGCACUCUUCCCAUCUUGGAUCAAAUCUAUGCUUCCAGGUGCCAUAAGAAAGCUGCAGAGAUAGUGCAGGAUAGUGUCCACCCCAGAAAAGAUCUUUCAGCUCCUGCCUUCUGGAAGAAGGUAGAGAGUUAUGAAGACUAGGACUAGCCGCCUGAGAAACAGUUUCUAUCCAAAUGUGAUUUUGGUUUUAAACGCAGUGUAAGGUUGUCUCUAUGUGAGUAUAGUGUAUUCAGUUAUGGGGUAUCAGACUUUUUAGGGGCUAACAAGGCUGGGAUAGUUGGGAUAGCAGGCUUGUUGGUUUUUGAAUGUCUGAUACAGAUUUUUUUCUUCCAAUUUCAUUGUUCUGUAUGGGACAAUGACAAUAAAGAUUAUAGUAUCGUAUCUUCCUACCUGCUUAUUUUCUCCCCCAAAGCCAACACGUGAGGAGGAAGGGAGCUGACAGCCUGGUUCGACCCCAGGAAGUGGUUGUUAAGGGCAUACUGAGAUUGAUGGGGCAGUACCCCAUUUGCCAUAACACACCACCCUGCCCUGGGACAAGGUGUGAAGGCCUCUAAGUGUACUAUUUUGUAUGCUAAGAGGGCACUAUCCAAACUUCUGCUCACACUCGCACAGCACAUUUGCCAAAAGUAAAGUGCCCGCAACCGAUCUACAUUCAAAGUGGUGUGGUAGUGUGUAUCAGAAUGAAUCAUAACGUUUUGCCUAUAUGCAGUAUUUCAAACUGAAGUAAUAUUUAAAAAAGAAAAAAAAUUGGCCAGUGUUAACGGUGGCUGAUGUGCUUUAGGGUAAUUACAGCAAAGUCUUGUUAUAACAUCCUUGGCUUACUGAAUGUCAACACUGUUAAAACGUUGGCCGUGCACUUGGUUUCUGCAGAAUCCUAUUAAUUUUUUUCAUCAUUUUGAUUCCUUUAAAGUGUAAAACUGGGCACAGUAUCUUUCUGCCCGUUUUGUGUGUGCUUGCACUGACUACCCCUCCUGCUCAGCCUCCUCCCUAACUAGCUUUCUGGCAUCCUUUUAUUUAAUUGCCGCAUCUCUGCUAGUCUAAAGACUGCAACACCUGUCAAGGAGCAGCAGCGCUGAGGCCACUUGGAAGUUUAACCUCUUGCGACGUUACAAUCGCGAAAAGCACAAAAGGGCUUUAUUUAUUUUAAAAGUGUACACUGGUGGUGGCCCGGGAGGGGUGGCAGGAGCAUUUUGAAAGUUGUGAAUGAGGGAAGAGGAAUCCCAAUCUUAUCUCUAUACAGUGGUACCUCGGGUUAAGUACUUAAUUCGUUCCAGAGGUCUGUUCUUAACCUGAAACUGUUCUUAACCUGAAGUACCACUUUAGCUAAUUGGGCCUCCCGCUGCCGCCGGAGCACAAUUUCUGUUCUCAUCCUGAAGCAAAGUUCUUAACCCGAGGUAAUAUUUCUGGGUUAGCAGAGUCUGUAACCUGAAGCGUCUGUAAACUGAAGCGUAUGUAACCCAGGGUACCACUGUAUAGCACAUUCUGGUUUGCAUCCGACUUUAUUCAUUUUAUACUUGAGGGGAUGGCUUCCUCCCCAUCAUACUUUCCACAACAACUUAAGAGCCGCCCCCCCCCUAAAAAAAAUUGUAUGGGUGCACCUACCAUUUUGACAGAGUGUUGGGUUAGGGGAAUGUCGUCUUUAUCAUGUUUCCCCAUUUGUGAGACUCGUUUGUGGGACCCAGGGAAGCUCACAUCCCUCCUAGGUUGCUUCCAGACAACCUGUUUGUUGAGCGUUUUGUCCUGAUUGGUCUACAAGGAGGUUAGACUAUGCCAGUUAUUUCUUGAGCUUUCAUUCUGAUUUGUUGGUGGGGUGGUUAUACAAUGUUGUGUUAAGCUGGAGCCCAAAACAACUUCCAUUUGCUGGUAUGUAAUUGAAUCCUACGAGAAAAUAGGGACAUUUCAGAGUGUCCUUACACUAAAGUCUUUCAGGCAUUAGGUGAUCUUUUCCACUCUUAACUGUAUUUACAGCAUUUUUGCUGUUUUAGAAUACUUUGCAGGUGAGGGACAGGGUAUUAUGGAUGUGUUUGUUGCCCUGGGUUUCUUUGGGAAGAAAGGUGAGAUAUAAAUUCAAUGAAUAAUAAAAUAAUAAUAAUUUUGAUUUCCCCGAGCUUUUAACCUUUGAUGCAUUUUCUUUGUUAAAAAAAAAAAUCUGCUGUGAUUUAUAGUGUUGUUAGUAGCGGUUCUCCUCAUGAUUACUUUGACAUGUUUUAUGAGGUAUUGUCAUCUGCCCAGGAAUAAACCUGUCUUGAACCACCUGGCAUUAAUUGCUUUAAUUCUUGUGCUGUUUUAAUGGGCUUGUUUUAUUUCACAUUUUAAUUGUGGAGAUUUCGCCGAAUGUUUUGAUGGAAUUGUUUCAUUGCGCAUUUUAAUGAAUGUCUGUUUGUAUUUUAUUUUAUUUUUUGUAAUUGGUUUUACACUUUGUAAGUUGCUUAGAAACCACUUUGGCAAUGAAGCGGUAUAUAAAUGAAUACGACUCCUACCAAUAAAUGCUUUUUUAAAAAAAACCCAAAAAAAACCCCUACACACACAAACACAGUGUUGUGAUUUCAUUUGCAUUGUGGUAACCAGUUAAUUGGAUUCUCCCGAAUGCUUGCUUGUGUGGUUGUGAAGUCUGACUGCUGUUGCUUGUUGUGUUGUGGUCUGUAUGCACAUCUUCAAGCUGACACUAGUUUGUCAAAUUUGAACCUUGGCAUAAUUUUUACUGAGUUUUUCUUCCUUCCUUCCUUACAUGCUGAGCUGUGUCACUUGUGUUCUCCAUGCCGCAUUCCUCUGGAUUAUCCUGCAACAUGGGGCAUUCUUUCUUCUUCUGCCCCACCCUGUAAAUACUUCGUAUAUAUAUAAAAUCCUAAAUGGCGGCUCAUGUUAUCGUAAGCCUGCAUAAAAGUUAAGAGUGAGGUGUGGUAUGGAAAGCACACUUGUUGUCUUAGCUCUGCUGAGUCAAGAAAAGGGAUAAACUAAUAUAGGCUUAGUCAUACAAUCAAGCCCUAACCUUACCUCAUUUUAUUUUAUUUUAUUGAAAAUAAAUAACUAAAUAUCCAUACCUGUGCAAAAAAACAAAGUGUUCUCAAACUGCUUUUCUUCCUCACCCCUGCUCCUUUUUACAGGUCUUCAGAAGACAAGGGAUAUCUUCACAGUGCAUUUCCACACCCAAACAUGUUCCUGACCAGCUGCUUAGUGGCCUUGGUAUUUACGGUCCCUGCUGUACAAAUGGGUAAGUCUGGAUGGAUUUAAUUGAAUGGCCACAAUAUUCGUUUUAUUUUCCACAUUUUGUGUUCUGUUUUGUUUUGUUUUAAUAUCGUGAGGGGUUCUUAAGUCAGGCUGCAAAUAAUUUUUUAAAAAAAGUUUGUAUAUAUAAUAAUAAUAAUUAAUAAUUUUAUUAUUUGCAGCCCGCCCAUCUGACUGGGUUUUCCCAGCCACUCUGGGCAGCUUCCAGCACAUACAAAAACAUAAUAAAACAUUAUAACAUUAAAAACUUCCCGUUUAAUUUAAUAAGUGAAAUAUGAUGGGAUUCAUAAAUUGCACAUAACCCCAAAGUGCUAGGAAUGCCCUCCUUUUUAUUUAUUUGCUUCUUUCAAAAGAUGACAACUACAAUGACACACACACACACACACACACACACACACACACACAAAUCUUUUUUUAAAAAUUGGCACAUAAAUAUUAAUAGAGUUUUAUUCUGGAAAGGGAGAGUCACCUGUUUUGCUCCCCGCCCCCCCAGCAGAUAAUUCAAAAAGCUUAAAGGUAUUUGUAUGGGUCUCUGUAGUUUCUCAGUCACUGGGCAGCUUUAAAACUCAUCUCAGGGCCAAAAGAGCUUUAAAGUUCCUCUAAGUUCAUGUUUUUCUAAAUUUACACGGAUGGUACGGGUGCUCAAGCCAUUAAAUAUGGAGUGCUAGAGUUUGUUUCAGUGAAAAUGCUGCUUAUCCCAUAGGUUCAAAGUGGGUGGAUUAGGAUUUUAAAGUACCUCCCCCUACAACUCAUCACUCCCUCAAACCCCCAGAACCUGCAUAUUAUUGAACAUAUUUUUCUUUUGUCUUUCUUGGUUUCUAUUCUUCAUGUCUUCCAUUGUGGAGCUCAGGGUGACAUUUGUGGGGCCACUGUGAGGUGUCUCACCCAGACCCAGUCCUGCUUCGUUUCAGCAAAGUUUCUGCUGAACAGUGGUACCUUGGGUUACAGACGCUUCAGGUUAUAGACUCCACUAACCCAGAAAUAGUACCUCAGGUUAAGAACUUUGCUUCAGGAUGAGAACAGAAAUUGCACAGCGCUGGUGCAUCGACAGUGGAAGGCGCCAUUAGCUAAAGUGGUACCUCAGGUUAAGAACAGUUUCAGGUUAAGAACGGACCUCCAGAAUGAAUUAAGUUCUUAACCCGAGGUACCACUGUAGCUACUCUUUAGAACAGAGGUUUUCAACCUUUUUGAGUCCACGGCUCCCUUGACCAGCGACAUUCUUUCUGAGGCACCCCUGUGGGGCCCAAGAGCCCAGUUAUGUCACCCCUUGCCUGCAGAGCUGGCAGCCUCUCACCCUUUUUCGAACACCCUUCCUUGUGGAGGGUUCCCUCAGCCUCCUCUCCCUGCUCCUUGGGAGUCCUCUGCCACCCCUGGUCUCUGAGCUACCCACCCCCUCCCCAAAUAGAGAUGCCUCCCAGAGGCAUCAUUCGCCUUCGGAGCAUAUAGCCAAGGCUGCUGCAAUAAACAUCAUCCAGCCCAGGUGCUGAGGUCCAGCGCCGAGGGCCUUCUGGCGGUACCCUCGCUGUGAGAAGUGAGGUUACAGGGAACCAGGCAGAGGGCCUUCUUGGUGGUGGCGCCCGCCCUGUGGAACACCCUCCCAGCAGAUGUCAAGGCAAUAAACAACUAUUUUAUUUUUAAAAGACAACUUCCUGUUUACGGAAGCUUUUAAUGUCUGAUGCUGUAUUGUUUUUAAUAUUCGCUUGGAAGCCGCCCAGAGUGGCUGGGGAAACCCAGCCAGAUAGGCGGGGUAUAAAUAAUAAAUUAUUAUAUUAUGCAAGCCUUUGGGAGACAGAGAUGUGAGAGGGCAGAGGAGGAGGGAGGGAAGAGGGACAGAGACCAGGGUUGCCCACGGCACCCCUGACCAUCAUUCUAGGCACCCCAGGGUGCCACAACACACUGGUUGAAAACCACUGCUUUAGAACAGGAGGUGCUCUGCAGGUGUUUCAGAACUUCAACUCCCAUCAUCCCCAGCCUGUGCGGGUGAUGGACAGGGAAGAGGGAAAAUGAAGUCCAUCAACAUCUGAAGAGCAGUUGCUUCCCCCCUGCCUUUAGAACAUGCCCUGUUUUCAUGAGACACAUUUCCAGAAAUGAACGCUCAGAAUUCAAAAUUGCUACUCUCUGUCUAACUACCUGUUUCGCUUCUCGUGCUCAGGAAGUUAUCAUCAGGAAGCAAAAAAAACUAAUGCUAUACUCGGGCCCAUUGCUUCUAAUCCUUGCUCAAUGACAGAGGAGGGAUAGAAUACAACCUGACCUAGGAGAAGGGAGAGAAGAGGAAAUUUGCAGCUGGGUGUGAAAUUUCAUCUGUGAUGGAGGAAAGAUGCAGAGAUGCACCUUGUAAAACUGUCUCUCUCCCUGGCAGAGAGCAGGCAGUCAGUUCUUUGAUUUGCUUCCUAAGCCCUAAGCACCCACCAUCUGUGUUAGGUGAAAUUCUCUCAUGCAGUUCUUGAAUUAUUUGCUUAAGCUGUCAUUACUAUAGGCUAUUAAAACUGUCCCUUCUGCUCAUACAGCUGUGCAUCUCCUUCUAGGAUCCUGAACAGGUGUUCCCUGAAAUAUUUUUAUAGCCCAAUCAACAGAGCAUCUAAUCUUCCUUUCAUUAGUUUGUUCGUUAAUGAUCCCUUUAGCUCAACAUUCGGUUUCCAAGAGCAGCCAGGCAGAUGCCAAAAAAGGAAGUUUAGAAGAGGACACGAUGGGGAGACCCAGCUCCCGAAGUUUUUGGCCCCUGGUAUUCGGAGUUUAUCUAACACUGGGCCUAGUACAGUGGUACCUUGGGUUACAGAUGCUUCAGGUUACAGACUCCGCUAACCCAGAAAAAGUACCUCGAGUUAAGAACUUUGCUUCAGGAUGAGAACAGAAAUUGUAUGGCAGUGGCGCGGCAGCAGCAGGAGGCCCCAUUAGCUAAAGUGGUACCUCAGGUUAAGAACAGUUUUAGGUUAAGAACGGACCUCCAGAACGAAUUAAGUUCUUAACCAGAGGUACCCCUGUAUCUAUAAUUUAGGAAGCCAGGUGUGGAAGUGCGGGACACCCAAAUAUAAUGCAGUGGUUUCAGAAUACUCUAUUUUUUUUUAAAUGAUAUUUAUUAAGUGGUUUCAGAAUACUCUAGGUUCCUCAGGUUUGCAGAAGUAUAACUUUUUUCCUUUUAAAAAAAUAUGAAAAAAAUUAUUCUAGGUUCCUCAGGUUUGCAGAAGUAUAACUUUUUUCCUUUUAAAAAAAUAUGAAAAAAAAUUAUUCCACAUAUAACAACAUCAUACAGAUAACCUAGCUUCUGGGUUAAGCUGGGAUAUUGCAUUGCAUAGUAUAUAUUUUUUGUAAUGUGUUAUUUUUAAAAAAGUAAAUUACAGUCUGGUAGGAAUCCGUGAACUCUCUGGACCAUUGAAUGUUAAGGCUGCCAGUCGAAGGGAAGAAGGAAAACAAAGGGAGGAUAUUUUGCCUCUGUGGUAACCUGGAGGGGAGGAUUAGGGUGUGUGACAAAGGAGAUUUGUUUUAUUCACUUAUUUAUAUAUUUCAGAGUUAAAUCCUGCUCUUCUUUCCCAAAGGGAAUCCAGGGCAUCUUGCAAUGAUAAAAUUACAUAAAACAAUUCAAAACAAUAUUGUAAUAUUUUGCAUUCAGCGGUUAAAACCAACAUAAUGAAAUAUAUUAAAACUGACCUGCAGAAUUGCGCAAGGGGAAUGCUCAUCAAAGCCAACCAUUAAUAUUUUACAGGACAGAAAUUAACAGAAUGAAAGUCGGUUUGGGUUUUGUUCUGCUAUUUACUUACUAUUUUUAAAUUACUGGAAGUUAAAAACGUUUCCGGAUUUAUUUUAAAUCACUCAAAGAUCUACAAAGAGAUCCCGUGUCCAUGCCUGUUCUAUGGAACUCAUAAGAACGUAUGAACUCUGUCCUUUAGAGCUGGUCACUUGAGGCUAGAGAAGAGCGAAGGUGGAUUCAGUCGAGAAACCACAGGCUAGCAGAUUGACUGAUCCCUUUCCAGGGUCUCUUUCAGCCCUGGACUUGUUUGUUUUUUUGGAAUGUGACAGGAAACUCAAUGCAGAUGGAGAGAGUUUGUUUAGAAUUCUCAAUUUAUCUUUCCAAUGGCACAAGAAAAGAAAAGAAAAACACACACAGCAGUAUGACUCUUGUCAGUCAGAGAAUUUCCUGAAUAGUUGCAGUGGAAAGUAUUUACAGGGCAAAAGAAUGAAAUGUGAUCCUUCUUUCAGAGAGACUUGGCAGGGAGGAUUUGGGGUUGGUUGUCAGGUUAAUUUUAAAGGACACAUCUGGACCAUACAAUUAAAGCACCCCAAUACCACUUUAAACAGUCAUGGCUUCCCCCCCAAAGAAUUCUGGGAACUGUAGUUUGUUAAGGGUGCUGAGCGUUGCCGGGAGACCCCAUUCCCCUCCCAGAGCAACAAUUCCCAGAGCUCCCUGGGAAAAGGGAUUGAUUAAGUCACUGUGGAAAUCCAUUGAUUCCAGUAAGCCUACUCUGAGCAUGUUGGGUGUUGAUCUCUAAUUCAGUUUGUGCACUGACUCACAACUCCAGCUCACUGCCAAUCCAAAUAGUAAACAUUAUCAGAACAAUGCAGUCCUAUGCAUGUUUACUUGGAAGUAAUUCCCACUGUGCUCAGCAGAGAUGACUCCCAGCAAAGUGUACAGAGAAUUGUAGACUGAAUGUGUGUUGAGUUGCACUGGAUCUUCUUUAAGUGGAGUAUGACAUGCAUUGAGGGUCCUUAUACAGUACAGUGGUACCUCAGGUUAAGAACUUAAUUCGUUCCGGAGGUCCGUACUUAACCUGAAACUGUUCUUAACCUGAAGCACCACUUUAGCUAAUGGGGCCUCCUGCUGCCGCUGCGCCACCGGAGCACGAUUUCUGUUCUCAUCCUGAAGCAAAGUUCUUAACCCGAGGUACAAUUUCUGGGUUAGUGGAGUCUGUAAUCUGAAGCGUCUGUAACUUGAAGCGUCUGUAACCUGAGGUACCACUGUACUUGUACUUCAAAGACCAUACUCAUAAAAAUAGGACAAAACCAUUUCCCGUCCCCGGGGAGAUGACGUUGUGGGCUGGGAGCAAGCCCUCCCCACGCAGAUGGGGCGGGAUAGCCCCUGCACCAUUGGUUGGUCCUAAGCUGUGUCAACCCAGGGCUGUCCAAUCCGGACGGUCCAGGGGCAUGGUGCGGGCUAUUUAAACUGCCCACGGCCAAGGGCAAGUUCCUUUUCUCCCUGCUUGGACAGUUCUCUCCCCCCCCCCCUUAGGUUAGGCUCUUUAUCUCCUGACCUUGCUAUGGACUUUGGUUAGUCGCCUGUUUUUUAACAGGGGCCUGGUAGGAAUUUUUUCCGCUUGGCAAAUUGGCAUCAGCCAUUUGGUUUUUCGCAAUUCGUCACAACUUUGUAAGGUUUGGCAGUUAGGCACUGCAGUAUUAGGUUGAAGGUGAGGGGAGGUAGUCGCCAUCAUUUACCCCUCCUAUUUCAAGGGUAUUCCGUUAAAGGAAUCUGAGGGGUGUGGUCCCUGUCCGAAGCCCCCGACGGGGGGCUAGGGCCAUGGCACGACCCCUAGCGGUGACCCUGGGGGAGUUCCUAGUUGAUGUACAUCAGCAGGGCUCCCCCUUCUGGUGGUUAACCCUUCCAAGACUCCUGCAGACGGGCAGGAGUCAGAUAUAGCCGUGUGGUUUCCAGUGCCUAAGCCAAUACCACUCACAUUCUGUAACCAACAAAGUUGUGGCAUUUUUCGUCCAUUAACCUAAAAUACUGUUUCAUGUGUCUUUAUUCCACUUCCUGGGAGGGUUUGGGACCUUGCCACGCAAUGAAGAUUAAUUCUAUAGAACGCCCAGUUAUGGAUCAUUUUGACUAUUAAGUCUUUUCCAAAUAUGUCCCAAUUAGUUCUAAGUCAUUGAGAAAGGUUUUCAAAGAAAUAUUCCUUGGGAAGUGUGCCCAAAUAAAUCCCCCCUGUUCAGCUUACUUACUGAUCAGCUAAAAUAAUUCUUACCAGCUCCUGAUGAACAAUUAGAAUUUUUUGGACCUAUUCUCCAAAGAAAAUUGCUUUGAGAACACUUUCCCAAGGACUUGGGACUAAUUGGGAAAUAUUUGAAAAAGGCUUGGCAGUUGAAACAGAUCCAUAACUGCUUGUUCCUUAGUAUUAUGUUCAUUGUUCUAUUUUCAUGUGUUAGUUCUUCCAAGUACAUUGCAAGUAUAUUUAUAUAUUGGUAGGUUUUACUGCUUGCUUCUUUAAGUACAGCCAGUUCCACUGCGAGAUUAAAUAUGCUUAAGCAUUCUUGGUUUUUAUUUAAAGAGAACGAUUACAGCCCACUUAAUAAAACGUCUGCUUCAGAAGCCAAUAGGAAAGAGGUUAAAUUGUAAAGUUUAGGGUGCAUAGCAGACAAAAAAUAAACUUCAGGGUUUCUGUGUGUGUACAUGUGUAGCCUGUGAGGCUGCUUUGUCAUUGGUAUAGACAGUACUGAGUUAGACGGACUAAUGUUCUUCCACCUGGGGUUCACAGAAGUGGACUACAACUCCCAUCAUCCUUCACCAUUGCGCUAAGCUGGCUAUGGAUGAUGGGGGACCCCAGGUUGAAGAACACUGGCCUACAGGCUUCCUUCUCCCUGCCCUACCUGGAGAUGCUGAGGACUGGACUUGGGUCUUUCUGCAUGCACAGCAGGUGUUUUACCAUGGAGCAAUGGUCCUUCCCCAAAGAGAAAGAGGUGGCAGAAGUGGGGUGGUGGAACCGGGAGUGUGAGAAUAGGGUUAUAAAAUAUUACACAAAGUGGUGUCGAUGUUCAGCUGUAAAAAUGUUGAAUGGUAUGUGGUUAGAGUGUUGGACUAGAGAACAGUGGCAAGAAAAAUUGAGGGACUAUGUGGAACUGGCAAAAUUGACACAUAAACUAUGUGACAAGGACAACUGUGACUUUAAAGAAGAAUGGGAACCUUUUACAAAGUACUUAAAGAAACAACAAAAUGAAUUGGACUCCUUGGCAGGUUUUGAAUAAACAUACACAAAUUUAUUUGUUAACAUAAUAGAUGGAUAAUUUAGAGAUUUUUACAUUUUUUUAAUAUGCAGAGAACAAUAUGUGAUGAUAAAUCAGAGAGUGGAGCUGAGGGAAGUUGUAGGGUGGAGGGGGCAUGAGGGAGGGGGAGGGGGAAAUGGGGGGGAAAUAUAAUGGUUGAAAUAAUUUGUUAUGUGAAAAUAAUCAAAAAAAUUCAAAAAAAAAAGAGUGUUGGACUAGGCUCUGAGUGGUUUAGGGUUCAAAUCCCCAAUCAGCCACGAAGCUCACUGGGUGACCUCUGGCCAGUUACCGUCUCUCAUUCUAACCUAAUGGGCUGGGCUGUUGUUAGGAUAAAAGGAAGAUGGGGUAAUAAUAAAUAAUAAUAAUAAAUUUUUAUUUAUACCCCGCCCUCCCCGGUCAAGACCGGGCUCAGGGUGGCUAACACUGAAUAUAAAUACAGUAAAAACAUUUAUAAAACAACAACAGUUGAUUAAAAUAUAAGUUAGAAUACAGCUUAAAAUGCAGCCUCAUUUUAGUGGUAGCCUAUAGAUCAAAGCCAUAAGGGGAGAAAACGUCAAAUAUUCACCGGGGCCAACAAUCAAUGCUGGUCCUACAUGGGCCAGCAAAAAGAGCAGAGGGAAAAUUUAUAUACAAAUCCCAUAUAAGGGGUUCCAUCAAAAAAAUAAAUGAGAGGGGGGGUUAGGUUGAGUCCAGCCCAAAGGCCAGGCAGAACAGCUCCGUCUUGCAGGCCCUGCGGAAAGAUGUCAAAUCUGGCAGGGCCCUGAUCUCCUGCGGUAGGGCAUUCCACUAGGCCGGGGCCAGAGCUGAAAAGGCCCUGGCCCUGGUUGAGGCCAAUCUAACCUCUUUGGGGCUCAGGACUUCCAAAGUGUUGUUAUUUAUGGACCUUAAGGUGCUCCGCAGGGCAUUCCAGGAGAGGUGGUCCCGUAGGUACGAGGGUCCUAGGUAUGAGGGUUGAGCCACAUAUGGCACCUUGAGCUCCUUGGAGGAAAUGUGGGGUGAAAGAACAAUAAUACAGUGAUGAACCAGGCCUUUUGCCUGCCAAAUGUGGUGUCAUUUUACCCAUUGGCCUAGUGACAGACAAAUUCAUGUCGGUCACCGUUUCCUUUGCUUGUCCCUGCAGGAGCGGCCUCAUCCUGUCCUGACCUGGAUCCAGAGCUGGAACUCUGGAACCCUGGGCAUGACGAAGAUAACCAGGUGAACAUCAGCGAAGGCCGGAAGCUCCUCUUAUCAUCUUCUGCCACAGUCCAUUCCAUCAACAUCACAAAUGGAGGUAAGCUUAGCUUGACAAAAACAAAGUUAAUAGUUGGGUAAAUUGGCUGUGGCCUUGGAGGGAAGCCUAUGCAAAAAAAUAAAAUAAAUUUUCAAAGCAGCUUACACACACUCAGGAUUGAAUGCUUCACCUCUACACACACAUACAUGAAAAUAAAUCCACUUAAUAGGCAGCGUAUCCAGGAGAAACCCAGGUUUGGGAUGUUGCGGUGCAUAAGAUUUGAUCAGCUAUGUUGUGUGCAUCUGAACUUGUUUUGCUUUUCUGGCUGGGGAAAUUGCAAAGGCGACCCAACAUGUUUGAUCACUGCUGCUUGGUGACUUCCUCUUUCGACGCCCUGCUAAUUAUGCACUGUCCAUGUAAUUACAAGAUGGGGCAGAGGCACAAACUGCUAUAAAAAGGCACCCUGGUGCUGUCAGCCGUGGCUGGUAGCGUCAACCAACGCUAUCCAUGUGAGCUUUUUGCUUCACAAGUGCUUCUCUGCUUGUCGAACAACAUGGCUCACAUUGCAUCAGUCGAUUUGCAUGGAGGAGGACUUGGAGAGGAUUAGUACUGCCCUGGACGCACUCUGGCAUGCUGCCUUUAAAACUCUGAUUCAAAGGUCUUACUUGCAAUGUUGAAAUAGACUCUUAUUCUGUCCUUGAGACUGACCAAUGCUUCUUUGCCUUUGUUGAGCAGGGCCAACAUUAAGAAGCAAGGCCAGGGAUAUUCCUAUUCUGUGCCAACAGCUUAAAGCAGAAUUGAGCACUUUGAAACGCUCAGCUUUCAGAGGAUUUAUUUAUUUUUAAACAAGUUCCUUGUCUUUAUGGCAAAGUGUGGGGCUAUUUGCCUCCUGAAAUUGCAAGAGGUUGGUUUGGCGAGUGGGAGGUGCUGAGUAAGACAUCCUAUGAUGUGAUGGUAGAUUUCUCCUCCCUGUGACUAUCGGAAGCAAAAUAACAUAUCUAUAUAAUUUAAUAUUUGUUGGUGUCAGAAUUCAGGUUUUCUUAGUGCAAAACAGACACUGAAUCAGGGCUAUAAGAAAGGCAUAGGCAAACUCCGGCCCUCCAGAUGUUUGGGACUACAAUUCCCAUCAUCCCUAGCGAACAGGACCAGUGGUUAGGGAGGAUGGGAAUUGUAGUCCCAAACAUCUGGAGGGCUGGAGUUUGCCUAUGCCUGCUAUAAGCCAUGGGCUGAAGAAGAAAACAGCCCUGAUGUUCCCAAGGUGCAAAUAUCGAGGCUCGAAAGCAGAUUGCAUAGAUGUAUUCACAGGGGGGAAAGGUGUUAAUCCACCUCAGGCAGCAAAAUGGUUGGGGCCAGCCCUGACAACACCACAUUCACACGUGAAACGUGUUUUCUAGCCUGUACUGAAAGUUUGAGAUACACAGAGCCUUCCUUUGUCCGUGGAAAUCUUUGUCUGACUCAAUAUAAGUCAGCUUCCAAUGUACCUACAGCAGAUUUUUUUUAAAAUUAAAAAAUCAGAAAGGACCCAAUAUGGGGUUUUUCACAGUUAAAGCAAUAAAGACAUGGUUACGCUGUGCCUUAUUAAAAGUGGCAAAAUUAGGAAACCCAAACUCAGGUAGUAAAUAAAAGGAUACUCUGAAUUCUGGUUGAUUUAAAUCUUACCACACCACCAAAGCAAAACUCUUUUUUUCCCCCCUUCAGGAAAGCUAGUGAUUAAAGACAACACAAGCCCUAUUGUUUUGCGCACUCGACAUAUUUUGAUCGAAAAUGAUGGAGAGCUUCAUGUCGGGAGUGAGAGCUGUCCUUUCCGGAGCAACCUGACAAUCAUCUUGUAUGGGCGGUAUGUAAUUAGACAGACUUCAUCCCAUAAUUUUGAAGAUUAGGCUUCCUAGGCCCCUUAAACACACACACACACACACACACACACACACACACACACUGGUCCAAGCUCCCUCAUGAGCUCUUGGCAGGAGAGUUGCUAUGGUGGUGUUGGCAUAAAGACAAUGGCUCUGAGGCGCUAAUCUCCCGAGAGGUAUCUGGGAGUAUAGUAGCAGGACAAAGACCACACCCAAAAUCUAACAGGUUUAUAAACACAUUGUGAACCACAAACCAUUUAUCCCAAGUACAGAAAGCACAGGAAGGAUUAUCUGUGGGUUAUCGUAAAAAUUAAACCACAUCCAGGACAAUGAUAAAAGCAUAAGGUUGCAUCUACUAGCAGUCAUACUAAGAGUAGACCCACUUGAAUGACUAGGCCUAAUUAACUUGGGUCUAUAACUUGGGUCUAUUAAUUUCAGUCGGGACGCAGGUGGCGCUGUGGGUUAAACCACAGAGCCUAGGAUUUGCUGAUCAGAAGGUCGGUGGUUCGAAUCCCCACGAUGGAGUGAGCUCCCGUUGUUCAGUCCCUGCUCCUGCCAACCUAGCAGUUCGAAAGCACAUCAAAGUGCAAGUAGAUAAAUAGGUACUGCUCCGGCAGGAAGGUAAACGGCGUUUCCGUGUGCUACUCUGGUUCACCAGAAGCGGCUUAGUCAUACUGGCCACAUGACCCGGAAGCUGUCUGCGGACAAACGCCAGCUCCCUUGGCCAGUAAAAUGAGAUGAGCACCGCAACCCCAGAGUCGGUCACGACUGGACCUAAUGGUCAAUGGUCAGGGGUCCCUUUACCUUUACCUAUUAAUUUCAGGACUUUAUUGGAUGCCACCUGUACAUUUCAAACAAUGCAUAUUAUCAUGAUGGUGUGAUUUUUGGACACCGUUUCAGAUGCAAACAAAUACUAAUUCAGAGUAGCCAAGGAACAGCAGCAAAUGCUUAGUUGUUUAAUUUAGUAUUAUCAUUAUUCUGUUACUGUCUAGGAGAGGCGCUUAUGGGGUUUUCUGCCUCUGGUGCCAAAAUAACUUGGCCCACCUUGUGUAUAAUGCGCUCCAGCUAGGAGGAAGGCUCAAUGUGCUGAUCUGCCACAGGCAGCAAAAUGUUCAGAGACGGCCCUUACAAUUCCACAUUCACCUGUGAUGUCUUAUUUCCUUCAAGGAACCAAUACUUAAAGCAUGUCGCUUUUCAGAAGAUCUAAGCAAAAUAUGAGUACUACCAAGAUCUAGCUAGAUGGUUAUAAAUUCUGUAGACCUUCACAUUUGUAUUUAUGUACUCAAAUGAUCUAGUUUUUCUUUAACCCCGUAGUGCUGAUGAUGGCAGCCAACCAGACAGUUACUUUGGAAAGAAGUAUAUUGGGGUGAUCGAUGGUGGGACUCUUGAGGUCCAUGGUGAGAAGAAACUAUCAUGGACUUUCCUAAACAAGACCCUGAACCCAGGUGGCAUGCAAGAAGGAGGCUACUACUUUGAACGAAGCUGGGGACAUCGUGGUGUUAUUGUCCAUGUCAUUGACCCGAACACAGGGACAGUUGUCCAUUCUGAUCGGUGAGUCCAUCUCUUAAUUCCAAUUCUACUCAGUUUCUCUUUCUUACAGUCUUAAGAGCAAUUCUCCACAUUUCCACAUCAAUCUGAUUUUUUUUUAAGUCCUCAUGAAACCCACCAGAAUUUUAAUUGUGUGUAUGUCCCCCCGAAAAUACACAUUUGUUUACGCAGUUUUUGCAAACGAUUUCCCCUAACACAAUAUAUUUCUGUUAUUAUGUUAUUUUCACAAAUAGAUGCAUUUUGAUAGACCCUUUACUCUAGUGUGUGCAUUUCCAUACACAAUGCUUGGCCAGAGAGCUGGAUUGCAAAAUUCAGAGAAGUGUGAAUUUUGAAGGAUGGCUGUGAUUUAGUCUACACAGGGUCCCUUCAAACUCUUAUGAUUCUAUAAUUAUAUAUCACAAAACAUACUGUUUCAUAAAGUGCAAUUUGGGCAUUUGAAUGUGAACCAACUUGAAUUUCUCUCCACCCCACGUUAAAUGUGAAUGUUUUAAUCAGCAUAGACGAAUUUUACCAAGUGCUACUUUAUCUUUUCUUUGUGCUCUUUGUAGCUGAACCCACUGGGAUCUGUACCUGUAUAGAGUACAGCUUUAGCUGACAUAGGUCCUUAAUAUAUGCGUGCUCAAAAAAUGGGGCGAUCCCCCUCCCACACGCUUCUUUUUCCAAUUGCCACACUAGCAGCAUCUAAGGAGAAUGCUAGUAAUGGGACUCUCUAGGAAUUCUCUGUGUUGAUUUAUUGGAUACUUUACUGCACGUACAUGAAACAGAUGUAUACCCAGAUGGGCUGAUAAGGCCCUAUUCUGCCGUGGCUCCUUCUCUCAGGAAUUCACUCAUCUUCUGGAGGUCAGACGUGAGUCAGCCAAGCAUGCCGCCCCCCUUGGGGAAUGAAGACUUUUCCUGGAGGAAUGAUUGCUUUAAUGUACUGCUGCUUGCUUAGGCUGCUGACUUCAGAGCCGUGAUAUUGUGCUUCUACCUGGACAGUAGAAACAUCAGGUGGUUCAUAGCUCCAAAACGAAGGAAUGAGCAACCUACAAGUCACAUUUUUAGACUGUGUGGACAAGCCCUGUGUAUUGCUAAUGAGCUUUUGUGUACUGCAUUAAUGAUUCUGCUUGUGAGACACAUUGGCAAGCCCUGUAAAGCAUUGGGUCCCUUCAAACUAAGAGGGGCUUUUUGAGGGUAUGUUCCGCAACGUGUCACUGACGUAGUAAUAGGGCCUGGGUGGUGGAUUUAUACUGGCCCAUCCACACAUAAUUCCGCUUCAUUAGUUGUUCUGUGAUGCUUCCAUGGGGUUGUUGCAUUAUUGCUGUCCGAAGGGGCACUCAUGCGCUACAGCAUAGCAAGAGCUGGACAAAAAAAGAAACUAGAACAUUUGUGGUGUAAAUAGUUACAGGAUUUCAGCAGGAAGUUGCAGGGUAUGCACUGAUUGGAAAUGAAUGUAUUGGUGGUAAGGAAAAAAUACCACCAAAGUACUCUUUGGUGGUGGGACGCGGGUGGUACUGUGGUCUAAAGCACUGAGCCUCUUGGGCUUGCCGAUCAGAAGGUUGGCGGUUCAAAUCCCCGCGAUGGGGUGAGCUCCCGUUGCUCGGUCCCAGCUCCUGCCAACCUAGCAGUUUGAAAGCACGCCAAAAAAAGUGCAAGUAGAUAAAUAGGUACUGCUCCGGCAGGAAGGUAAAUGGCGCUUGCGUGUGCUGCUCUGGUUUUGGUGUUCCGUUGUGCCAGAAGCGGCUUGGUCAUGCUGGCCACAUGACCCUGAAAAAAUGUCUGAGGACAAACGCUGGCUCCCUUGCCCUGUAAAGCGAGAUGAGCGCCACAACCCCAGAGUCAUCUGUGACUGUUCUUAACUGUCAGGGGUCCUUUACUUUUUCCCACCUUUGGUGAGUGAACCCCAGCAGAGAUUUAAAGUCACAAAAUAUGAAGCAAAGUAAAGCAUGGAAGUAUUAGACCUUUAAAAUAUGCCCCAGUGAAGUCCAGAAUUACCCUCUUUUUCCUGCAUAGGAAAAUAUCACAUGUUUAGUAAGCUAAAAAUGGUUUACUUACAAACUCUCCAGAGGUCAAAUUCAUGUGCUUUUCCACCCAGCAUUAAGUGUAGGUCGCACAGGCAGUAAAACUUGGCUUAGUUAUAGCAGUGAAAGUUCCCAAGCUAUUGGUAUAGGAACACAAGAAUGGCUUCUCAGGUAGACUGAGUAAGAUAAGGUGAGCUAAGCGUGGCAGGACAGCUUACUUUGUGGUCUUCAACCUUUCAUUUUGUCUUAUUACUUGUUUCCAGCUAUAUCUAUAGAUGGAUCUAUGGUGGCAAACUGCUGUUAAUGUGCUCCUGCCUGUUUCUUUAGGUUUGACACCUACAAACUCAAAGGUGAAAGCAUCAGACUCGUCCGGUAUUUGAAUGCAGUUCACAACGGCAUGAUCCUGGCAGUUGCGGUCAAUGAUGAAGGAUCCAAAAAUUUGGAUGAUUCAGCCAGGAAAGCAAUGACCAGACUGGGCAGCAAGCAUUUCCUCCACCUUGGUUUUAGGUAGGAGUCUGGCCUGCCAACGUUACCAACACAGAGGCCCCAUUGUAUCCUGCCUGUACCUAAAAUAAUUCUGCGUCCCCACCCCCCACCCCCAAUAGCAAAAACAUCUCACAUAGUGAUUUUCCCCUCUUCUUGCCACUUGGAGUGUUCAGAAGUUAAUUAGAUAGUUUGAAAGAGAUUCAGUAGCUCAGCUGAGCAUGUUUCAGUAUGAGACUUGAGAACUUACUGCCCAACUUGGUGGAAAAGCCAUAGUGACAGAGCACUUAUUUUGCAUGCAAACAUUUUCAGGUUAAAUGGCUUGGCAUCUCUGGGUUCCUCUGAAAGCUUGGAGCGCUGCUGACAGGUCAAAGUAGGGAUUUUCCAGAUGACCUGUUUGUUGAGUCUUCAACCUGAUUUGCUUGCAUAAAGCUGACAUGGAGGUUAGACUAUGGACUCAGCUAGAUUGGUAAAGAAAAAGUGUUUUAUAUGUGUUGUAUAUGCGAUAUAACACUGUGACACCAGAUGGCGCUGUGGAGUCCCAUCUUUCCCUACCGGAUCUCCCUGUAUGAGUUUACAAUGCAUUGAACUGAAUCACUUCUUUGAUGUAUUUGGAUCCAGCCUAUAUCCACUCUUUACUGAUCAUUCAUCCUGAUUUCUUUGCCGCAUUCUUCUCCUAACCAUGAAUCAUUUGCUCAUCCCACGUUUUUGCAAUGCAUUUCUUUGUCACUUUUGCAACUGCAAAAAGUCAGUUUCUUUUCUGGAUUUGCUGCGCUAGCGUGACACCGCACUUUAUUCUGCUUUAUUUGCAUACACCUAAAUUUCCAAGUGGGACGCAGGUGGCGCUCUGGGUUAAACCAUAGAGCCUAGGACUUGCCAAUCAGAAGGUUGGCGGUUCGAAUCCCUGCGACGGGGUGAGCUCCCGUUGCUCGGUCCCUGCUCCUGCCCACCUAGCAGUUCAAAAGCACGUCAAAGUGCAAGUAGAUAAAUAGGUACCACUCCGGCGGGAAGGUAAACAGUGUUUCUGUACGCUGCUCUGGUUCGCCAGAAGUGGCUUAGUCAUGCUGGCCACAUGACCCGGAAGCUGUACGCCAGCUCCCUCAGCCAAUAAAGCAAGAUGAGCAUCGCAACCCCAGAGUCGGCCACGACUGGACCCAAUGGUCAGGGAUCCCUUUACCCUUUACCUUAAAUUUCCAAGUAUGCACUUGGAUCGCUUCCACCGAAUACUAAUAGCCUGGAGGUGCCCAUAUGCAAUACUGAGCUAGAUAGAUCAGGGGUCUGACUGUAUCAGGCCGGCACCGAUUCACCCCCUGUGCCCCACCCGGCUGCUCUUCUCCAAAAAAGACCGAGCUGCAGGAAGUCUAGCCACAUCAGCUAAGUAUCAACCUUCUUGAUACCCACAGGCCUGGACAUCUCAGGUGGUUCUUCCUCUCAGGCAUGCCUGCUGCUCUUGGCAAGUAGGGCUGCAAACUUACCUGCGAGUUAGCAAUACUGUGCACCAUAGGGCUUACUUCCAAGUAAACAUGCAUAGACUCGCACUGUAAGAGACCGUGCCCUGUAUUAACUAUAUGGGCCAUAUUUUUGCCUGCCUUCUUUUGUGUGUGUGUUUGUUUUUCUCUCUCUCUCCAUUCUGAUUUAAUCAAAUGGAUCUCAUUUGAUGUGUUCAGGUUCCAACAGAGAACAAAAAAACAACAAUUUUUUAAAAAAAUCUCCUGGCAUUUUAAGCAAUUGACAUGCCCUUUCUCCCACCAGCCCACCCCGCUCAUUUGGAGGGAGAUCAUAGCUUUCCAAAUGCCUUUGCCAUGUGGUAUGAAGCAAACAUUUCCAGUAGUUGCACCUGGCCCCCUGGCAGAUCUGUCUCAAGAACUUCAUCUUUGCAGCUUCCAUUGGGUUUGCUGCACAGGGUUGCAAGGAGUGAAGCUUAGAGACAGUGAUGGCUGGGGCCCAUUGCAGCCAGUAGGGUGGAAAGCAGGGAGGCCAACAGUAGGUGGCGCCAGAGCCAACGACAGGUGGAGACAACUGAUUCUAGUGUUGUCCUUCCUGCUGAGUUCUGCAAGGGGGGAAGCUGAGACUAAGGAGGAGGAUGUUUGUUCCAACACAGAGAAGUCUCCAGUGCACAAACUCUAGUUCACAAGUUCACAAGGGAAUGUUUGUCCAAUAUGUCUUCUGGGACCCUGAAAGUAUCCUAGACGACCUAUAGACUUCAAGACUUUGCACAUUUGCAACGUGGCUUAUAUAUAUAUAUAUAGAGAGAUAUAUAUAUAUAUAUAUAGAGAGAGUGAAACUGGUUGAUCAAGUGAUCUGCUUAUAGCCCAUUCCCAAGCACGAACUGCCAAGAUUAUCCAGUCCUUGUUUGUGCCUGUUCUAUGCAAUCCGUACUCUUCUGCUAAUGUUCUUAGCGAUCUCCAAAGCUGUGCCCAAGAAUGCCAGCAGCCAUGAAAAAGCACAUAUUGCUCACCUGGAGUUGAUUAGAACAUGUAAACCUAAUUCCUAAAUCAUAUAUAUAUAUAUAUAUGUAUAUGUAUAUGUAUAUAUAUAUAUAUAUAUAUAUAUAUAUAUGUUUUAUUAGUUUUCCAAUAAUAGCCAAAUUAUGACAAUAACAAUUAAUUUCUAAUUCCUAAAUCUCCAGCAUUUCAAGAGAACUGGCAAGCAUAGAUUCAUCUGAGGCCCUUUAAAACAACAGCAGAUUGCCAGCUAAUCAAUAAAAUGCGAUGCAUUGAGCAUUCCCGCUAAUACCCUUUUUGUAUUUCGUCGCAUCUUUUGCCAAAUCUAGAUUCUUUUAAAGGCCAUAGAGUGGAGGCCAACUAUUUUCCGUUUCUUAGACAUUCAUUUCUGCAGAACUCUGUCACAUAAUGAGUUCUUUAUGGGUCUGACCCUCAAACAACUUUCUCUGGAGGAUCAUCAGUGAGCUUUUAACAAGCUUCCCCUCCCAAGUUUGAAUGUUUCGUCGUUUUCAGACUGCCCAGGUUUAUGUUCGUCUGGCAUUUGCAAGGUUGGAUUCUCAGUUAAAAGCGGGAACUAUGUUACGAGCUGAAGGAAAUAAGGGGCAUCUGAACAAGGAAAAGGAUUCCUUGUCAGUAUCUUUUCUUCUUAGUUGGAAAAAACGAGGUAGAAAAGGGCAUUAUAUAACUUGACAGAUUUCAUAAAUCAGGUUGGCUGGGCAGCUUUGAAAUGAAGUAUUCUAAUAGACUGCACACUUCUUUAUGCUGUACAUAAAUAAAUAUGAAAUACGUUUUUUCUUUUGAUUUUCUAGGCAUCCUUGGAGCUUUAUUACAGUAAAGGGGAGCCCUUCCUCUUCUGUUGAAGACCACAUAGAGUACCAAGGUAAUUAAAAGUAAAUAGAUCCUUGAAACUGGAGGUUGAAAUUAGUCUCUCUUUUUUUGGAAUAAAUUUUAUUAGGGUUUAUAGAGAAUAAUACAAAACUUGAUGUGAAAUAUUUUUUUUCUUCCUUUUCGUCCAAAUUAAGACUUUGAUAUAAAUACAAUAAAAACAUAAAGGGUGUGGGGAGAGAAAGGAUUAAAGAAAGAGAAAGAGAGAAAUAAAGAAAAAGAAAUAAAAAGAGGUUUAAAGGAGGAGGGAGAAAAUCGGAAGGUAAGGAACUUCCGAUUCUUUGUCCACUACAUAUAAACAGUAUUCACUUCAUCCACUCCAAUAUUACACACAACAAAGCCACUUUCUAGAAACAAACAGUAUCUUCAAUCCUCAAUUGCAAAUGUCAUUAUUUCAUUUUCUUUUUCACAUGAAAACUCUAUGAGAAGUUUCCACAAAUUAGUCAUUCUGACCAGAAUGGUUUCCACAGUACAUGCAUUGACCUGGGCAAAUAUAAUCUGAAACCAUGGUUUGUGCAAAUCAUAAUUAAGAACCCACACCAUGGGGUUGAUCCAGGCUGCCACUUUCCCCUGGGGGGAAAAAAGAUCUUUACCACUGAAUCAGAGCAAAUGUCAAUCGGAUUUUCCACAGAUCAAAGUUUCCUCUGUUUCAGUGCUUAAAGAGCAGGUUUUCCAGGGGAAAGUGGGAGGAUGAACAAAAAGCUGCUCAUAUCUCUGCAGGGACAAGCAGAGGUGUGGACAAGUCAAUCGUUUGAGCUUCCAGACAACAGAGCAGGCAAAUCAAGGUUCAGAGCUGCUUGCCUGCUUUCGGAUCCUAUCUCCUCAGGACUAAGCUUCAUCAGUUUACUUCUGUUGCUCAUAGUGCAAUAGCUCUUGAGGUAGAACAGGGGCCCUUUCAUUGGAAAGCCUGUAAAUUCAGAUGUGGCAACAGCUCCAGUUUGCAGACCAGACUCAAACUGUGGUUUUAGUUUGUCGGCCCUAAAUAAACCACAGCUUGUGGGCAGGUUUGGGUUCAGACAUAAAGCGAAACCGCAGUUCAUCUAAACAAACCUUGUUUUCGUGGCGCACCUGAACCCAGAUGUUGUCCUCCCUUUUGCACUCCCAACUUCAUAGCUAGUAGGAAGUUCCAGGUUUUACGGAGCCCAUUUCCUUGCAGGGAGAGUGCACCAUGACUUGCCUUCGUAACAGGUGUGGGAGUACAAAAUAUACAAGCCGUGGAUGGGAGGACAGGCAGGCGUGCAAGGAGGGCAAUGAAGGAAGAGUUGUUUCCCAAACGCAGACAGCACACAUGAAUGCAGACACAAAGGUGUUUCCCAAAGUUCUUCCUCCUUCCUGGUUCCCUUUAAAAAACAAACAAAACAAAAACCAACCUGUCAAAUUGUUUCUCUCCCAGAACCUGCAAGAAACUAGUAGUGGAAAACUGCUCAUCCUUUUAGAUGUUUCUAAAGGCCGCAUUUCGAGUGGUUGGAAAAUGCAGUUUUCCCUCCAGGACCUCUUGAGGCAAAGACGCCUGGAUUUCUUGCAAAAGCUAAAUGAAUGUGUUAUCUAAGAAAGAUGAAUUGGAAUGGAACUUUCCAUGUGCCCUUACUGCUGUAUUGUUAAGACGUUCUUGCAGAAGGAAGUCAAGGGGGACUUAUUCUGGAGCUAGAAUAUGAUGAGUGGGUGGGUGGGGGAGAGAAUCUCUAAUUCUCCACCCUGAUUAUUUGUGCUGAUUUUGCAGACUCUCCCUUUCAGCAGGGGAGCAAACACCCCAUAAUGGAUGGGAGGAAUGAGGCCAAGAUCUAGCACUUGUGUUUGAAAUGUUGCAGGUACUUACCAAACCAGUCCUAAAUCCCAAGAGGAGAAGGAAUGUUGAAGUGUCGACAGCUUCUCCGUACUCAUCCAGAAGGGCUGGGGCUGCUAGUAACUUCUUGUACUUUGCCUUUUGCAGGACACCGAGGCUCAGCCAUUGCCAAGGUCUUCAAACUCUUCCAAGCAGACAAUGGAGAGCAUUUCAAUGUGUCUUCAACCAGUGAGUGGGUUCAAGGUGAGGCCUCACCCCCACCCCUGCCACCAUCACUAUUUUUCAGUAGCCUGAAGCGUAGGGAGAUCCACAAUGCACAUUUAGGGCACAUUCAACACACUUUUAAAGUACAUAAAAAGGUAAAGGGACCCCUGACUAUUAGGUCCAGUCGUGGCCGACUCUGGGGUUGCGGCGCUCAUCUUGCUUUAUUGGCCGAGGGAGCUGGUGUACAGCUUCCAGGUCAUGUGGCCAGCAUGAUUAAGCCGCUUCUGGCGAACCAGAGCAGCGCACGGAAACCUUCCUGCCGGAGUGGUACCUAUUUAUCUACUUGCACUUGACGUGCUUUCGAACUGCUAGGUUGGCAGGAGCUGGGACCGAGCAACAGGAGCUCACCCCGUUGCAGGGAUUCGAACCGCUGACCUUCUGAUCGGCAAGUCCAAGGCUCUGUGGUUUAACCCACAGUGCCACCCAUGUCCCUACAUAGCUUCCCCCAAAGAGUCCUACAAGCUACAGCACCCAGCAUGCUCAACAAACUGCAAUUCCCAGGAUUCUUUGAGGGAGGUCAUGUGGAUUGAAUGUGCUAUAUAACUGUAUGGUUAUAUGAUCAGCCUGUGCAGGCAGCAGUUUGGAAUCCUCUCCCUUGUUGCAUAAAUCAUUCCUUCAGAGCUAGGGGUAGGUCACCUUUUCGGGCAUGAUGGCCACAUUCCCCUGGGUGGCAGUAGGUGGGACCAAUGUAAAUAAAAAUAAAAAUGGGUGGAGCUAAUGUAAAAAGUGGGUGGUCAGUCCUCUCCCUCUUUCCCCAUUCAUCAGUUCAUUCUCUCUCUCUCUCUCCUCUAGGCUUUCAUUGCAGCAGGGCAGCAAAAUGGCCUCUGAAUAACUAUGAAUUAACUAUGGCCACAUUCACAUCAUACAUCUAAAGUGCUGUAAUCCCACUUUAAACACUCCUGGUUUUCCCUGAAGUAUUCUGGGAGCUGUAAGGGCAUUGAGAAUUGUUAUCAGACCCCUAUUUCCCUCACUGAGCUAUAAUCCUCCAGUGUUCCCUUUGAAGAGGAAUUGAUCGUUAAACCACUCUGAGAAUUGGAGCUCUGGGAGGGCAAUAGGGGUCUCCCAACAGCUCCUAAGCACCCUUAGCAAACUACAGUUCCCAUAACUCUUUAGGGGAAGCAUUGACUGUUUAAAGUGGCAUCAAUUGCAUGGUGUGUAUAUGGCUUGUGCCAGAUUAAAAAUGUGACUGUUUUAAGAGUUUGCAGUAGCGUAGGGAGCUGUUGGCCCCUAUUGCUGCAUCAUUUCACUUGUUCCAGGUUUCUGUAGAGCACUUUUAGUGCAGUAUUGGAAUGCCGUUGACUUAAAGUUACUUAACCUUAGCGCAACUAGGUCAGCUAUUAAGCUUAUACUGUGUUUGUGUUGUGAAUCCAUGCAACUUUUAAGAAUAGCACUCUCUUCCCCCUACACACACACAGCUUGACGCACUUCACAGCAUCCCCAAAUAGCAGCUGACAGACCCACAACCAGAGCCAGGGAGUGGGCAGUUGUGGAAGAGACUUGCUAACGGUGCUUGGCACCAACAUCAGUGGAACACAUUUUUGUCGCAUUGGUUAAGGUUGUUCUGUCCAAAAUGACCUUCCUUCAUGUUGACUGCUUUUCCUUCUCUCCCUGCCCCCCUUCCAAUCCUGCCCCAGAUGUGGAAUGGACAGAAUGGUUUGACAAGCCUGAAAAAGCAAAAUCCAAAGAUGGAGAGCGACUUUCAGAUUUUCGGGCUGCUCACCCCGAAGUUUGUGAUCACCCCAUUAACAUCCAGGUAGGACAGCCUAGGGGACUGACCUCUCCCUGCUAUUACAUCCCUCUUCCCCCUUCCAGUUGUCAGCCAACCAUUUCGACCAUUUUAUAUGGAGUUUAAAGCUGUAAAAUGAAAACGGUUUAUUAGACCACGUGGCUUUUGGGUGGCUUCUUGUUUUCUAACUACUCUAUAUAGAUGGGUGUGAUAGAGAUGCUUGCCAGAGAGGCACUUUGAAAGCCAGCUGGGAGCUAGGACCUGUUUCUCAUUCAAGGACUGAAGCCACAGCCUCAAUAUACAUUUAAUGCAGUAUCCUAUCACUGUAGUCAAGGCUUCCCCCAAAGAAUCCUGGGAAGUGUAGUUUGACGAGGGUGCUGAGAGCUGUUAGGAGACUCUGUUGCCCCCUCACAGAGCUUCAGGAACUGAAUUUUUAAAGCACCGUGAGAAUUGUGGGUCUGCGAGGGGAAUAGAGUCUCCCAGCAACUCUUGGCACCCGUAACAAACAAUACUUCCCAGGAUUCUCUGGCUGUUAUGCUAUUUUCCCAGUCUGGUUAAGAUGUUGUUCUGGAAAAAGCGACCUCUUUCACAGACCGAAUACCUUGUAAACAAGCAGCGGCAUGAAAUAAAACAAUUGCUAGUGGAGGUAAGCUGCCAAAAUAAGAAAGAGCCUUGAUACCUUUCUCUGUGGCACAAACAAUUUCUUUAAAAAAACAUUGUUAUGCAGCAGCUUGUAGUUUGAGUCAACAUCUCCUCCUUUGUUCUGCCUCCACUGUUGGAGACAAUAUGCCUCUUGAGUACCAGUUACUGGAAAUCAGAGGUGCAGGGAGUGCUUUUGAAUUUGGAUCCUGUUUGUGGGUUGGCUACUGUGAAAGAGGGACUAGAUGGGACUAGAUGGGUCUUUGGCCUGAUCCAGCAGGUUCCUGGUUUUGGUGUACAGUUUCAUGUGAAAGCAAAACACCUGUCCCCCCCCCCAUUGCACAGGUGGUGUUGAGCACACAACUUUUAUUCUUCACGCUCGAUUACUACUCAUCUUGCAUUUCCAUUCCCCUUCCAGGCAGUCACACUCGAUGGAGUGAACCUGACAACUGAGGUUCACUACAAAAGUGGCCGUGAUUAUAGGUUUUUCUGCCGUGGCCCAGGACAGACUCCCGGAGGCUGCCGUAACUACAGAGUGCGCUUCUUAUGUGGCAAGCCUGGUAUGUGACUAAUUUUAAAAGCUUGGGCAAAAGUUGCUUCUACUGACCUACUUAUUGUAAAGGAAGUAGCAUUUUACCUCAGAACUAUAAAUACCUCGGUAAUGGAGGCUUUCCAUGAGUCUGAAACACCUUCUAAUUCUGUAGUGUCUUUCUCAUCCAAACACUUUCCAUUUCUGCUUACUAGCUUCCCAUUCUCCUAACCAAGAUUCUAGUCCUCAUGCACCAACUUAUACUGACACACUGUGGCCAAGAGAUUGAUAUUGAGGCAUUGGAAAAAUGAAAGUACGAUACCUUUCAAUCAAUGGACUGACGAUAUGACAACACUCAUAAUUCAUGAACGGGCUGCUUACAGGUGCAGACUCUGUAUGGAUAAAUACAUUGACAUUUGGAAUAAGUUUAUACAAAAUGUUGUAGGCUAUUAACAUUUACAUAAGCACUAGGACAAUAACACUGUACCAAUUUAUAUAAGAAAGUAUGGGAAUAUCGUAUAUUGCUUUCCCCCCUCCAUAUUCUCGCUUUCAUAUGUAUCUUUGCUCUUGUUGUUUUUCUCCCUUUCACUUUUCCUUCUUUCUUUUCUCUAUCACUUUAUUUCUUUUUACUGAAAUCACUUUAAUAAAAUAUAAAUAUUUUUUAAAAAAACUUAUCCUGACACACAUCUCCCAGCAGUCAAUCACAAAACAUCUAGUACAGUCAUACAUUGGUUCUCAAACUUAAUCCGUUCCGGGAGUCCAUUUGACUCUUGAAACUGUUUGAAAACCAAGGCACAGCUUCCAAUUGGCUGCAGGAGCUUUCUGCACUCAAUUGGAAGCCAUGGAAGCCACGUCGGACGUUCAGCUUCCGAAAAACGUUCGCAAACAAGAACACUUACUUCCGAGUUUGCAGCGUUCAGGAGCCAAAACGUACAAGUACCAAGGCGUUCUAAAACCAAGGUACGACUGUAAUCUUAAAGGUCUCUAAAAGGAUACGGGAAAUCACAGUAGUGUGGCCUACAUAGAAUGCUAGUCAAGACAGGCUUUUGGUCUCACCCAACCAUUUCUUUUCAUUAUACAUGCUCAACAAUUCCAAGAGUGGCACAUUGGCAUCACCAACACCCAGCUGAAACUCCACUGAAGUGUUUCACAAGGUGCUCAAUAUCUCUCCCCUCCAUCAAAUAUAAGUGGGAGGAUUAAUUAUUGUGGUGAAUGCCAUCAAUACUGGCGAAGCGACAAUUAUUUCAGAAAGCAGUCAUUUUAUUUUGCAGACGUUCAUUUUAACCAAGGCGGUGAUUCCAUGCAGUUCUUUUGACCUUCAUUUUUCAAAAGGCAAAAAAAGAUGGCUGUUUUGUUGAUUAGCAUGAGGAAACCAUUGUAUCAUGCUGAAGACAGCUACUGCAGCAUCUUUAAAUGACACCUCUGAGUAACCGUAAAUGCUGGGUCUGAGAGGGUGUGGUGCCAUAGGCCCACAAAGAGCUGCGUUUAAAUUUAGUGAAGGGGUUAGUGGAAAAACACACUUGCCAGUAAAUAAUGAAUGGAGCCUAUUUUGUUUCACUUCUUGAGUUUUGCACAUUAAAAAAGAACCUGACAGCAUGGUUGGAGGAGUUGUCUUGUAUUUCCUUGGGCCAGUCAACCACUUACUUUCGUUGGUGUGAAACAUGUCCUUUAAGAUUAAGUGAACAAUUUGUGAAGUAAAUAUUCUGUCUCUCCAACCCCCCUCCCCAUUUAUUUAUUUUGUGUUUGUGUCCUGUAUUGGCUUUCCAGUGAGACCCAAGCUUACAGUCAUGGUUGACACCAAUGUAAACAGCACCAUCUUGAGAUUGGCUGAUAAUGUGCAGUCAUGGAAGGCUGGAGAUAAGAUAGUUGUGGCCAGUACAGAUUAUUCCAUGUAUCAAGCCGAAGAAUUCCAGAUCUUGCCCUGCAGAGCCUGUGGACCCCAUGAAGUCAAAGUGGCGGGUAGGUCAUCAUAUUGGAAUUCAUGAUUUUGAUGUCUGCACAGUUUGUGUCUGUGGCUGCUUCCUGGUAACCUGUUUAUUAAGUGUUCACUCUGAUUUAUUUGCAGGGAGAUUAGAUGAGGUUUUCCAUUUACUGAGCAUUUAUUCUGAUGUGUUUGUGGGGAGGUUAGAUGAUACUGCAUCAAGCAGUUGUUGACCCACACUUUUCAGUAUCUCUUCCCAUUACUUUCCUAAUUGCGAAAUGUGUGGUGAUGGGGCAGGGGUGUGUGCAGAUGAGUUUGUUGUGCAAGAACAACACAAUUGCACAAAUGGCAACAGUCUAGAAGCACCCUGUCUCUUUUGCCUGUGCUAUUUUUAAACCUCGUGCCUAAAAAUCAGUGAACCGUUCAAAUUCCUUGUAAGCUUGUGUCUUUCCAGUAGGGAAAAGGGACUGAGAUGCUGGGUUUUAAAAUAAGAUUGGUAGCAGAUAAACAAAGUGGACAAGGAGGAAAAGAGGAGAUAGGAGAAGCCAAGAGACAGCCGGUGGUACAGAGAAAAAGCUUGGGUUGAAUGCAACAGUGAAGGAGUCAGUGCAAUGAUGAUGAUGUUGUUGUUGAUGGUGAUGAUGAUAGAGGUGUUACUCAGAGAAGUUGAACCCUAAUGAAAGGAAGGAAAUGGGGGGGGGGAUAAAACUGGCCUAUCUUAUGGGAUUGUUGUAAGGAUCCCUGAUAAAAUGAAAAUCAGCCCUAUGUAAAUAUAAGCAGUGGUCUUCUUGUUGUCAGAAAUUUGAUCAACACCGUGCUAUACAAAACAGGCCACUCCUUGACAACCACAUGCCCCCAUUAUAUUCUUUGUAACCUGCUCAGUAAGACCUGUAGUUGGCCCUUUGUGAAAUGGGCCGAAAGGAGUUUGGUGCUUUGUGCCAAAGGAAAUAUUAUUCUGGUUUCAAAUGCAUCAUAGGCUCAUGACUAAAGAUGGCAAGCUCUCUGUGAGAAAAAUGUAUCAGCAGCGUUGAUGGUGUUUUUCCCCCUUUCCCCAGAAACACUUGGAUGAUUGGAAAAACCACAUGAAAUGUGUGUGACACAGGUUACAUCAUGAGAACAAUCUUGGGUGAUAGUCAAUGAAAACAAAGCUGGAACAGGGUGUAUUACUUGGGUUCCACUAGCAUCUGAAAACCAUGCUAGUGGGGAGUUGCAGAAGGAAAGUGGCAGGAGAAGGGUUAAGCGCCUCCCCCCUCCAUUUGCAGUUUCUCUGCUAGAAAUGGCAUCCUCCCAGCACUGCUUUGCAGUGGAGAAGUCUUGGCUGGCUUCUGAGAAUCCAAGUUGGUUGCACAGUGUUGGCCUCAGUUGCAUAAUGAGGUGGCAUCGAUGGAAAAUUCCUCCUGUCUCUAGUUCACUGUCCUGUGCAAUAGAAACAGGAGAACUGUUGAAUAUCUUUUCCGGGACUUCUCAUAGAAAAUGUUGAUAAACAUUAGUCAGGGAGAGUUAGGGAUAAAGGAUGUAUUCAACGAAGUUUUAUACAAAAUAGACCCAUAGAAAUCAAUGGACCUAACUUAGUCAUGUUAAUUAAUUUACUCUAAGACUUAGUUUUAUGUCUUCCACUGAAUCCUGUUGCACUUCAACAGGAUUGGAGUGAAUCAUUCUGUAAGGGUUUUUAACAAUAUUAUUAAACAGAUGCUAGCUCAGCUACGGAUAGGCAUUGCUUCUGAGUUUGUGAAACAGACAGAAUUGCAACUAGUAAAGUUUCUUUUCUUCUCAUUGCUACAGCCCUGUAUUGGGAAAAGCGGUAUCAGUUGAAUUUAUUUCUGCCAUGCCACUAUAAAAACGCAAAGGGGGAAAUGGUGGUAACUGUUAAGUUUGCUGCAUGAAUAACAUCCGCCUAAUACAACCGCCUAAUGGUUAAACUAGAGAUUUGUGGUUUUAUAACGCCUUUUGUGACUGAGUCAAGUGCUAAUUAUAACCAGUGUCCUCAUCGUUUAGCGAUAUUUUCAUAUACUCUGCAUUAGGAUAUUUGGCCAAAUGAGUUGAGCUGUUUUUAACAGUUCCUGCUAAUAAAUUAUGCUGGCUUGACAAACAGAACUGCAGAGAAACAGAUGGGAACUGGGCAUCCACAGGCGGUCAGGAGUGGGGCGUUCAGCUGCGUGCCAUAAGAAUUUCACACUCUCACACAUGAACACCUACCUUGAAUGAGGGAAGAUACAAUAGCUUGAGUGAAUCAUAGAAUCAUAGAGUUGGAAGAGACCACAAGGGCCAUCGAGUCCAACCCCCUGCCAAGCAGGAAACACCAUCAGAGCACUCCUGACAUAUGGUUGUCAAGCCUCUGCUUAAAGACCUCCAAAGAAGGAGACUCCACCACACUCCUUGGCAGCAAAUUCCACUGUUGAACAGCUCUUACUGUCAGGAAGUUCUUCCUAAUGUUUAGGUGGAAUCUUCUUUCUUGUAGUUUGGAUCCAUUGCUCCGUGUCCGCUUCUCUGGAGCAGUGUAAGUGAAGACAGCUAUUAAGGCGUUGUACCCAGAAGAAGACUGAUAAAUUGAUGUCAGGAUGGGAGUUGCCUAACUCGAGCAGCUCCUGCAAAUUUCCCCCUCAUGCUUUCAUCAUAUGCUUUCAUAGAUGCCAACUCCCUGCGGCCCUGGGUGCCUGAGCACCCACAAAAUUCCCCAUGAAGGGGCCAGGCACCCACAAAUUUCAAUGCCAGGGCCAUGCAUGCUCCAUGGCGCCCAUCACUUCAGGCACCCACGGUCGCAGAGCCAAGCAGGCACUCCUGUAUGCUGUUGAUGUUGCUGAUGUUAUUUUAAUUUCAAAGGAACAGAAAAAGUGAGGUGAGCUUCCGUGUGAAGUUGUCGAAACAUGGAUGUCUAAGUUAUUGGAAUCCCACCAUUUUUAAUCAUCAUUAUGUGAACUUUAGGCACAGGUUAUUUAGUCUAGAGGAGACUCUGCAGAAGUUCAGUAGAGGUUGCCAGUGGGGGGAGAGUCAAUUUCUCACAAAUUAUCUCUAAGCAUGAGUUUGGAAUAAGGUGUGUUCCCAGAGCAUUGGAUACCCACCUCAGACGGAACAGAUUAAUCAGUAAAGAUUUGCUGUACUGACCUCCAGUGAUGGAUGCAUGUGAGAAGUUAUUAAGUUUAAAUCAGGGUCUAUUGGAUGGGAACAAUUUGGUUUUUAAGAAAUGAUAGAAAAUUAUUGCAAGCAAUUAAAAUAAAUAAAUUCAAAGUGUCCUUUUUUUAAGAAAGAAAGAAAAGGAUUUAGAUUUUUAAAACUUCUCCAUGGGCUUAAUUUGUCCCACACUGUCCUUGUUCAUGGUGCUUUGUGGAGCAAAAUAUGCAAAAGGGACAGGUACAGUACAUUUAUAUUCCAUAUUGCUCCUUCACAGAUAUUAUAAAUGGGGUUCCAUGGGAAAUCUCACUGUUAAAUUGCUCUGGAAAUUGUAGCUUCGUGAGGGGAAUAAGUACCUCCUAACAACUCACAGCAUCCUUAACAAACUACAGUUCCCAGAAUUCUUUGUGGGAAGAACCUUGGCUUGAUACCACUGUUCUUUCCUUACCUCACCCUAUAAUAAGCCACUUCUACAUACUUUGCACAUCUGAUUUUCAUGCAGAAUUCUGCCUCCAGUUCAUGGGAAUGGGGCUUAAAAGGUUCGGCAAAGUCCCUCUCAGUUGAAGGAUGUUUCACAGCUUUCCUAUCACUCAUUAGGCAUUGUUUUUCUAUGGUUUGUGUCGUCUCCGCCCCCAGGGAAUGGAUUCAAAUUCUUUGAUGCUUUGCAUCUGGAUUUCAAAGAACUCUGGAGAUGCCCAGAGCGAAAGGCAGCAAAAUGGAAGGCAGGAAGGGUGGGACAGGGUAGAAGAUCAAACAACAAUAAUUCCCAGCCUUAUCUGCAGCUGCAUAGCCACAUGAAAAGUGUCCAACCCUUGAUAAGUUUCACAAAUGGGCAGAAAUGACGCAACACCCUUCUAAUGUACCCGAUAAUAAGUAACAUGAAUGAACUGGUGGGUGUCAUUGUUCAGACCAGAACACCCUUAUAAUAGAUGGCUGGUUACAGUUCAUCUGUGAAUGUAUCUUGACUGUGUGAAAAUCCGAUUAUCAGUAGACCUCCGAGGCGGCUCAAUCUGUGGGAAUCCAAAAGUGUGGGAAAAGUACAUUAGAACUGGACAUUUCUCAAAUCAGAUGCAGGGCUUGUUUCUCACGAGUUUGCCCAUCUAUACCCUUUUUAUUUGUUUAGAAGGAAAUGAGGCCAUUUUGUCCUUAAUGGCUGACUGCCUCUCGGACGGCAACAUGUAUUAUAAUCCAUAGUUAUUGACUACUCUGCCAAUAGAGACUCCGCAGGCAAAUUCUGUUUCAAUUUUUAAAUGCCUGUCGAAAACUCUCUUAUUCCAUCAGGCCUAGGCAGGCAAUUGAGAUACAGUGGUACCUCGUGUUACGUACUUAAUCCGUUCCGGAGGUCCGUUCGUAACAGGAAGCGGCUCAUAACAUGAGGCGCACUUUCUCUCAUGGCGCCUCCCGCUGCUGCCGCGCCACCGGCGCACGACUUCCGCCCGAAUCCCGGGGCAAAGGUCGCAAGAAGGGGCAUCUACUUCCGGUUUAGUGGAGCACGUAGCCCGCAGCAUUCGUAAGGGGGGCGGUACGUAACACGAGGUACCACUGUAGUUGGAAAAAAUUCUGAUUUUCUCUCUUUUACAUGGUUUUUAUUGUAUGGUUUGUAUAUGUUGUAGUUGCAAACCACUCUGAUUUUUUUAAAAAAAUGAAUAGCUCUAUAUAAAUAGUUUUUUAUAAAUAAAUAGGGAUAUCAAGUAUGAUAAAGCAGGCAAUGAGUAAUGGUUAUUAUGGCAAGGGAUUGGAGAACUUUCUCCAAACUUGUCGGGUGGUAACAAAAUAUCUGAACAUAUAGGGCAAAAAAGGUGGUGAUCCCUAAUAAUAACAAUAAAAACAUUUUUCACAACAACCCUGCAAGGUAGGGAUGGGGAACCUGUGACUCUCCAGAUGGGCUUAAGCUCCCAGCAACUGCAGCAAACAUGUUCAGUGGUCAGGGAUGAUGGAAGUUGUCAUCCAAUGAUAUCUGGAGGGCCAUAGGUUCCCCGUCCCUGAGGUAAGUGGAAUACAUACAGUGGUACCUCGGGUUAAAUAUGCUUCAGGUUACAUACGCUUCAGGUUACAGACUCUGCUAACCCAGAAAUAAUAAUAAUAAUAAUAAUAAUAAUAAUAAUAAUAAUAAUUUAUUAUUUAUACCCCGCCCAUCUGGCUGGGCUUCCCCAGCCACUCUGGGCGGCUUCCAAAAGAAUAUUAAAAUACUAUAAUACAUCAAACAUUAAAAGCUUCCCGAAACAGGGCUGCCUUCAGAUGUCUUCUAAAAGCCUGGUAGUUGUUGUUCUCUUUGACAUCUGGUGGGAGGGUGUUCCACAGGGAAGGCGCCACUACCGAGAAGGCCCUCUGCCUGGUUCCCUGUAACCUGGCUUCUUGCAGUGAGGGAACUGCCAGAAGGCCCUCGGUGCUGGACCUCAGUGUCCGGGUAGAACGAUGGGGGUGGAGACGCUCCUUCAGAUACCUCGGGUUAAGAACUUUGCUUCAGGAUGAGAACAGAAAUCGUGCUCUGCCGGUGCUGCGGCAGCAGGAGGCCCCAUUAGCUAAAGUGGUGUUUCAGGUUAAGAACAGUUUCAGGUUAAGAACGGACCUCGAGAACGAAUUAAGUUCUUAACCCGAAGUACCACUGUACUGCAGAUGGUGAGAGAGAGGGGGAGAGAGUUGCCUAAGGCCAUCUACUGAGUUAAUGAGAGAAGAGAUAUUUAAACCAGAAACUGAUAGGGGUGUGUGAUUUUAUCAUUUUCUGUUUCUCAUUUUUCCAAUCUUAAAUUCGGUGCUCCACUUUUUUCCCUUUGUAAAAAGGUCAUCAUGCAAAUGCAUCAGCAUUUUGCUGCAAAUUUUAGUGUGCAGUUUUGCCUACUUUGCAAAUGAAAUAUCCCUAAUAAUAUCCCUAAUAUUAUCCCUAAUAAUAUCCCUAAUAUUAUCCCUAAUCGCCUAUCUUUGCAAAUGAAAUAUUAUCCCUAAUAAUAUUUGCAUAUUAUUUUCAAAAAUAUUUGCAUUCAUAUGCAAACCUUACCUUAGUAUAUGCAUUAUUAUUUGUAGAAAUUUACUCAGCUGGAGAUCUGCAUUGCAAAAUUCAGAGAAGUGUGAGUUUUGCAGGCUGACUUUGCAUCCUGUUUGAGAAAGUGGGAUUUGGGAAAGCUCUGCUUUCAGUGUGAACUGAAUCAAAUUUCUCCCUUAUCGCUACUUCCUGGUUUCUAUAACCGAGUCUCUUUCUAUCAUCUGUGCUACACCAGUUACCAUCUGUUUUCCUAUUGCUUUUGUUCCUUCUUUCUCUCUUUGCGAGUAGGUUUGCCAAAGUGCUAACUGGAGCACAGGAAAUAUAUUCUGCUAGGUUGCCACUUCUGAUAGCUGUACAUGCAAUUAUUUUGUUGUUGGUACAUUGCAUGUGUGCGCAAUGAAAUGUGCACACGUGUGAUUAUCUACAUCAUCACACCUGCGUGUGCAGAUAGUUAUCCCAUGCGGCAGUGUACAUAUGGAUUUAAUGGAUUUCCUAGAUGUAAUUAUAUAAAACUGCAUUCUGCUGAGUCAGAUCAUUGCUCCAGCCAGCGCAUGGACUGACUGCUACUUUCUACAAAUGGACGCAGAUUGUUCUUUCUAGCACAGUAUAUUUUGACUGCAUUCCAAGGCCUGCAGCUCAGUGUUACGUCAUUUGCUUUGCACGUAAAAAACCCCCCCAAAUUAAAUCCUCCAAGAGGAAGGUCAUCAUAAUAUUUGAUAGCACAGCUUUCAGAAACAACAACAACAACCCUGUGUCGAAAUCUUUGCAAAGCUGUUGCCUGUCAAACCAACGCACUAAAUGCACUAAAUUAACUCGGUAAUAAGGUAUCUUCAUGUGUCUUGGGCUGCAUUCGCAGUCAUGUUUCCCAGACUGUUAAUAUCCAUAUAAUAUUUGAGCUUUUGCACAACAUAAAAGCCACUUCCAGAAAUACGGCAGAAGAUAGCUCAAGUUUAUUGCUAAUUUCCACAUUAUUUGCUUUCAGGGAAAAAAAAUGUUUGCAAAUCACAUGGAAAUAAGCACUAAACUUGUGCUAUAUUUGGCUAUAUUUUUGGCAGGGAAGCUAAAAUAUAGUUAGGAAAUGAACAGUUAUGGAAACAUCAGGAAACAGAAUUGACUGCCAUGGGAACUGCCACCUUAGGACCUUUAUUGCCAGACAACCUGGGGCUUAAAUCCAGGAGAAACUUUCUGCACACAUUACAUGUGCUCUGCUUGCGUCCCACGCACUCCUCCCCUCCCCUAAUUUAUGCAGCAGGCCAUGUGUGGAAGAGUGUGCAAAACUAAACAGUGUGGCUGGUGUCACAAUAACUGUUUGUCUGCAUCCACCGAGCGAAAGGCUUGACGGAGCACUCGCCUUAAGCGUCACUCUAACCGCAGAUCUCAUUUACAGUUCUUUGGGGUAAGAUGUUCUUGCUUCCGAUAUGAAGAGCUUUCUUUCACAUCUGUCUCUCUGAUGUGCCCCAUGGGGCUGGUUGCGCACCAAGCGCCUAAUGUAAAUUGGCAGCCGGCCCUGCAUUCUUGUUGCCCAAAAAGAGCAAAAACAAGAAUUCUUGCCACAACAGGUCUCUUGUGUGUUGAAAACAAACGCAAAACCCUAUGCUGCCUCUCUCGGUGUUUGCGGAUAUCACAUUAAAGAAAAUAAAACCUCCCCCUUCCAAAAAAAGAAAGCUAAAAGGGAUAAAAAUUAAAAAAAGGUAUACAGUACAAAACAAUAGCAGCAUAAGAAAGUACACAUAUAGCUCAGUUGGUUAGAGCAUGGUGAUGAUAACGCCAAGGUUGCAGGUUCGAUUCCCAUAUAGGAUGGUUGCCUAUUCCUGCAUUGCAGAGCGUUAAACUAUGAAGCUCUGGGUCCCUUCAAACUCUACAGUUCUAGGAUUCUAUAUCCCAGCGGUGGAACAGGAUGAUGAAGAUGAUAGCUGUUAUUUAUUGAACUUUUAGAAGACAUCUGAAGGCAGCCCUGCUGAGGGAAGCUUUUAAUGUUUAAUAGGUUAUUAUGGGACGCGGGUGGCGCUGUGGGUUAAACCACAGAGCCUAGGACUUGCCGAUCAGGUCGGCGGUUCGAAUCCCCGCGACGGGGUGAGCUCCCGUUGCUCAGUCCCUGCUCCUGCCAACCUAGCAGUUUGAAAGCACGUCAAAGUGCAAGUAGAUAAAUAGGUACCGCUCCGGCGGGAAGGUAAACGGCGUUUCCGUGCGCUGCUCUGGUUCGCCAGAAGCAGUUUAGUCAUGCUGGCCACAUGACUCGGAAGCUGUCUGCAGACAAACGCCGGCUCCCUCGGCCAAUAAAGCGAGAUGAGCACCGCAACCCCAGAGUCGGUCAUGACUGGACCUAAUGGCCAGGCGUCCCUUUACCUUUACCUUUAGGUUAUUGUAUGUUAAUAUUAUGUUGGAAGCAGCCUAGAGUGGCUGGGGAAACAGGGUGGCAAACAAAGCAGAAACAUUCGAAAAACAAUUAUAAAAUAAAAUAAAAUCUAAAAGCAAUUUUAGUUAAAAACAUUCUUCCAUCCAAUGAUCUUGAGAUUUCCAAGAUCGUGCUCUGCUGUUUUCUACAAGCCAGAAAUGAGCUACAUAAAGAAACAUCAUCAGGGGCACUGUAUUGCAACCACUCACAAAGCCCUGAUCUAUGCCACAGGUGUAUUUUGCUCCCCAUAGCAAAGCAACAUGGACCAGACCCUUUAAAAGGCAUGAUGUGUAGUUUCUAUGAGGAGAGGUUCCAAGGUAAUUUAGGUCCCCUGCAAUAAGGGGACUAGGCGUACCUAGUAAUCCAUAUUACAGCACCCACUCCAGAUUCCUCUCAUUAUACAAAAAUAAGAAGAGCGCUGCUGGAUGAAACCAAAGGACCAUCUCGUUGAACAUCCUGUUCUCACAGUGGUAAAGGUAAAGGUAAAGGGACCCCUGACCAUUGGUCCAGUUGUGACCGACUCUGGGGUUGCGGCGCUCAUCUCGCUUUAUUGGCCGAGGGAGCUGGCGUACAGCUUCUGGGUCAUGUGGUCAGCAUGACUAAGCCGCUUCUGGCGAAACCAGAGCAGCGCAUGGAAACGCCAUUUACCUUCCCACCAGAAUGGUACCUAUUUAUCUACUUGCACUUUGACGUGCUUUUGAACUGCUAGGUUGGCAGGAGCUGUGAGUAAUGCAAACACUGUAAAUUUGACAGAAUGCCGAGAUUUUGCAAGAACCGGUUCCUGAGUAAGAAUUUCAUUUGAUUCUGCGUUGUUUAUUCUGGUGGGAAAAUCCUGGGGUUUUCGUGGCGAAUAUUGAGUAAGGGCAGAGGAGGAGGAAGGGGGAUGUAUAGGAUUGAAGCAGGAGGCAAUAGGUGUUUUAAGAGCAGGGGAACGAAGAAAUGUGAAUGCAAGACCCAGAAGAGGAAGAAGAGGGAAACACAAGUCAGUCUUGGGUUCUGUCUGGACAGUCCUAUUGAGCAUCCCAGCCUGGUUCUUGGCUAUUUGUGUGUGUGUGUCACACAAAUUUCUAGUUUCUCUAGGCUCUAGAGCAAUUGCCAAGAGCAAUUAGAUAUACAGGGGUACCUCGGGUUACAGACACUUCAGGUUACAGACGCUUCAGGUUACAGACUCUGCUAACCCGGAAAUAGUGCAUCGGGUUAAGAACUUUGCUUCAGCAUGAGAACAGAAAUUGCACAGUGGCGGUGCAGUGGCAGCGGGAGGCCCCAUUAGCUAAAGUGGUGCUUCAGGUUAAGAACAGUUUUAGGUUAAGAACAGACCUCCAGAACAAAUUAAGUUCUUAACCCGAGGUACCACUGUAUUUUAAUUUAGGUAAUCUAUGUAAUAGGCUUAUGUUAGAAAAUGAAUAUGGAUUUUGAAUUUGGUGUUUGUAAUUUUUUUUGGUAUUUUUUUUUGGGGGGGGAAACAAAUUUCUAGUUUCUCUGCUGGUGGUAUAAAUUGCCAAAUUAACCUCCUGCAGAAAUAGACAUGCUUGGUGUGUUUGUUUUACCAUCAAGCAUUCCAGGAACCCAAUUUAUCGCUAUUGUCUGGGGUGAAUGUGGUAUCAAUACUCCGUAAGGAGAGGGCAGUGGAGGACAGCAACCACCUGAGACCCAUUUCCUUAUCUUGAAUCUCCCCCGAGUCAGCAAAAGCACAACAUGAAAACAAACACUCAGCAUGUUAGUUAUAUAUAGAACUCUCUUAGUGCAUAUUCAACAUUCUUGUUGGCAUUUAGCAUUCUUAGCAUGUCUCUGCAGGUGUUAAAUAAAACCCAAGCCCAUGCAAGUCUGAGAUCUUAUUAUUCUAAAGCCCAGGCACGUGUACCUUUCAUAAAAAGAGUUUUGUAGAUCACUGCAGAUGGUGACAGCAGCCAUGAAAUUAAGAGACGCCUGCUUCUUGGGAGAAAAGCAAUGACAAACCUAGACAGCAUCUUAAAAAGCAGAGACAUCACCUUGCCAACAAAGGUCCGUAUAGUUAAAGCUAUGGUUUUCCCAGUAGUGAUGUAUGGAAGUGAGAGCUGGACCAUAAAGAAGGCUGAUCGCCGAAGAAUUGAUACUUUUGAAUUAUGGCGCUGAAGGAAACUCUUGAGAGUCCCAUGGACUGCAAGAAGAUCAAACCUAUCCAUUCUGAAGGAAAUCAGCCCUGAGUGCUCACUGGAAGGACAGACCGUGAAGCUGAGGCUCCAAUACUUUGGCCACCUCAUGAGAAGAGAAGACUCCCUGGAAAAGACCCUGAUGUUGGGAAAGAUGGAGGGCACAAGGAGAAGGGGACGACAGAGGAAGAGAUGGUUGGACAGUGUUCUCGAAGCUACCAGCAUGAGUUUGGCCAAACUGCAGGAGGCAGUGGAAGACAGAGCCUGGCGUGCUCUGGUCCAUGGGGUCACGAAGAGUCGGACACGACUAAACGACUAAACAACAACAACAAAAGCAUCACCAAGACAUUUAUUUUGGGAAGCUUGCCCCAUGCCUAGGGAUAGCUGAAUCUUACCAAUUCUGGUUUCACUCCAUUCCUUAUUUUUCCAAUCUCCACAGUUCUCAGUGCUCCACAUUUCCAUAUUAGUUUGAAACCUGCAUUUCAGCACAGAUUUCUCCCAAUCCACCAUGCUUGUAUGCAGUUUUGCCUAAUAUGCACAUUUUUUGCAAAGCAGUUCCCCCUAAUAUAAUGCGUUUUUGUAUGUUUUGCGGUAAUAUAUGCAUUUCUAUGCACAAUUUAACCUAGUGUAUCCAUUUCUGCACACGUUACCUGGCUUCAGAAAUGCACUGGAAAAUUUAGAGGAGUGUGAAUUUUGAUGGAUGGAUGUAUUUCACUUUGCAUAUUGCUUUUUGGAAAAGUGUGAAUUAAGGUAGAAUUGCCUUCAUAGAUGAACAGACCUGAAUUUCUCUCCCAUCUGCAACCACAUUGCUUCAAUGCAUCUGCGCCACUCCAAAGCACUUAAAAUGCAAAACAGUUGCAAAGAAUCCCAGGGCACAUAAACAUGGAAAGCAUUCUAAAUCUGAAGGCCUGCCAUAUAAAAAUCAUCUGUCCAGCAAGACAAGAUCGAGAAUAAGUCAGAGCUUGUGGGAGAUUUAAAAAAUGUUAGAGGGGGGGUGGAGAGACCACUUGAGUUGAAUAAUGCAGCUUCUGCAAUGGGUUACGUUAAGUGAUUGUUUGUCCACUGCUUGAACCUUACCCAGGAAUGUCUUCUGGUUUUUAUGCCAGUUCUAUUUGCAGAUUCCAGGCCUUUAUGUCAGAGGGUGAAAAAUAGCUAAAUCUGUUCGCUGCUGCGAUUAAAACACAUAGCAAACUGACAGCAGAAAACGUAUUUCUGUAUAAUUGCCCUGAGCAAAUAGCCAGUUAUUUGAAGCACGUAUGUCCCGCCAGUUAAUUUUGUAGGCUUUUUGUCUGUGGACCGUAUGCACAUAAUAAAACUUGAGCUGGCUGGAGGAAAUGGUAUGUUUUAAAGAAUGUGGGGUUUUUUGAAAGGGGAGAGAGAUGAGGCCUUGCAGAUAUUGGGGAUCGAGGGAGGCCAUCUUCUAGGUGCCGCAGCAGAAAAUGGACGGACAGCAGCAACAGCUACAGAGGAGAAAAGCUCGCUUUUAUUUACUAUCUGCACCACUGGACACAGAUGAAUUCUUUUGCCCUCCUUAUCAAAGUUCCGUAUGAAGUUUUGCAGGGAUCUCCCCUUUCUGGCUCCACCAGGUCUCCAUCUGAUAACACCUUGUGCUCAGAUCUGCUUCAGCAAACAACAGCCGCAGCAGGAUCAAAUGAUACCACCUUCUCCGUUCAUUGAAAACUGCAUCACAAAGCGGGUGGGAUAGCUCCCUCUGCCCUCCUUGUGUGACACGAAGGCAUGUUGUAGCCAAGAUGUGGAGCCGCCAUCCGUUCUGCUAUGACGGCAAUUUGCAGUGUCUUUGUGCACAUUGAGAGAGUCUUCCGGGCACCCGCUUUGUUCCAUCCUACCGUGGCUUGAGAAUUCGGAACCACAGUGGGACUGCACAGCUUAAAUGGCAGGCUUGAGUCUCAAGUUGGAGCCACCUGGGAGAUGGAACAGGUUUUGUCCUCACUCGGUAGUGUCCUUCAAGCGCAGCCAUCAUUAGGUUUCCUCUAUAAGUGAAUAUUGUCCUCUGUGGCAGGAGUGAAGAAUCGUUUUGGCCCCGGGAGCAUGGUGGGCAAACUUGGCAGGUGGGUGGGGCCACCUACAUGUCAAUCAUCUGGUGGUAUCCACUGACCAAUAGGUGGGAAGUCCUGUCCUCCUUUCAAAGUUGACCUGUGAGGUGGUGGUGGUGGUGGUGGUGGGGUCUGCUUCACCAGCGUGUUCCUCACAAGAAAUGCCCUCGCAAAGCAAAAUCAGGCAGGAUAAGCGGACAGUUCAGCCCUGCUCUCUGCUUUUCCAGCUCUUUCCCUGAAGAGAACAGUUUGGCAAUGGUGUCAACUGAUGACAGAUGGGCAUGGUUUGGGGGAAAUGGCUGGUAUGCAAAAAUUGGCUCACUGACCAGAGUUUCCCCACUGUCAUGGGCCAGGAUUCACCUUUGCCUGCUGAACAGCAGCCUGAAGGGGGAGUGACUCCACCUGCAGCUGAUCAGCCUUCAAGGACACAAGAGGAGAAGGCACUGAUGAGAACCAGCUGGCUUCAGCCUUCUUAAACAGAGCUCUCAGCAGCCGUCAGAUGCUGCAAACAACGCUUGUAGUUCCUGGUCCUACCUUGCUGCUUCCUGCUUCCUAUCUGGACCCUUGAGUCUGUGAUCAUCUGGACUCCCUGACUUCUGGACUGUGAGACUUUGUGUGUGGGUUCUGCUCUCAGGCAAGAGUUCCUCAGAGCCCCUAGCCCCUGCUUGCUUGGCAACAGAACUCAGACGGGGCUACAACACCCACCCUUGUUCUGUGACGGAGGACUAAAACACUGAGCUCGUGGACAUGGUUGCAGUUAGGGCAAAACCAUGUGCUGAAGCUCAUCACCUCUCACUGAUGGCGAUUCUGCACUGGGUUGCCACUGAAUGGUAGAAAGGUAAAGGUAAAGGACUCCUGGGCAGUUCAUUCCAGUCGAAUUAGACUAUGAGGUGCAGAGCUCAUCUCUACUUUCAGGCCAAGAGAGCCAGCAUUUGUCCACCGACAGCAUUUCUUUUCAUCUGUCCAGCAUGACUAAAGAGCUUCUGGUACAACGAAACACCGUGAUGGAAGCCAGAGCGCAUGAAAACGCCGCUUACCUUCCCACCACAGUGGUACCUAUUUAUCUGGUAUGGUUUUGAACUGCUGGGUUGGCAGGAGCUGGGACAAAGCAACGGGAGCCCACCCCCGUUGCACGGACUCAAACUGUCGGCCUUAUGAUCGGCAAGCCCAAGAGGCUCAGUGGUUUAGACCACAGCGCCACCCGCAUCCCUGCCACUGAAUGGCAGGCCCAGAGGGUUGCAUAGCAGCUUCCAGGCACAUUGAAAUAUUCAUUCCUCCUCAUAAAAAUGACGGGCAUUCUGCCUGUUUUCUUGUUUUAAAGCAGAUAACCCUUCUCCUAUAUCUUCUUUGCAAGGAACAAUUCUGACUUGGCUAUUUCUGAGCUUUUGGCAUUUGUUUCCAGUUAUAAAUGUUGAGUGCGCACGCCUCUCCCGAAAGAAAAUAUCUGCAAGUGUAAAACAUAUAUGCUCUUUGAGCGCAGCAUUUAUUUAAUGAGUGUAUUGCUUGUUUUUACUGGACCGGUUCAGAAUGUGGGCAGUAAGAUAAUCUCUUCCUGCUUCCUUCCUCCCCCACCCCCCAUUGCAAAACAGCUGAAUCAGGGAAGACAUGGUGUGUCUGUGUGUAAAAGACACAGUGACACAUGGAGGGAUAAGUUUAAAAAGUCUUCUCUGGUUUGUAGAGGGUGAGGGGAAGAAGCAGGAAAGAAUCAUUCAUAUGUGUAUGUGUGUGCUUGUAUAUGAACUGCAAUAUGUAAGCUGCAAUCCUAUGUGUGUACACUUGUAAAUUAAUUCACUUACUUUGCAGUGAACAUUCAUAGUGGUGGUGGUGAUUAUGAUUUCUGUAUAUGCUGCCCAUCUGACUGGGUUGCCCCAGCCACUCUGGGCAGUUUGCAACAAAUUAUAAAACCAUAAUAGCCCAGCGGUAGGACACAUGCUCUGUAUGCAGAAGGCUUCCAUCGCUGGCAUCUCCAGGUAGGGCUGGAAGAGACAUCUUCCAGAAAACCCCGAAGAGCUGGUGCUGUUCAGUGUAGACUAGUGGGUAGUCCCUGUGGUGUCCUCCAUCUGUUCCUGGACUACAACUCCCAUUAUCUCUGAACUUUGGCUAUGCUUCUCUGGGGCUGAUAGGUGUUCAGGAACACCUGGAGGGCCACAGGCUGACUCAUCCCUGAUGCAGAGGAUGCUGAAAGAGAGGGACAGUUGUCUGACUCUGUACAAAGCAGCCUCCUAUCAGCAGACGUAAGGUCCCUAGCAGUACACUUGAGCUGUAAAAACCCCUGAAGUUCUGUGGCAUGGGUAGGUAAACUAAGGCCCAGGGGCCGGAUCUGGCCCAAUCACCUUCUAAAUCCAGCCCACGGAUGGAUCAGCAUGUUUUUACAUGAGUAGAAUGUGUGCUUUUAUUUAAAAUGCAUCUCUGGGUUAUUUGUGGGGCAUAGGAAUUCGUUCAGUCCCCUCCCCUCAAAAUAUAGUCCAGCCCCCCACAAGGUCUGAAGGACAGUGGACUGGCCCCCUGCUGAAAAAGUUUGCUGGCCCCUGUUCUGUGGCAUCACAUUGGAAUAGUUGGAACAGUCAAACUUGGAAGUAUGGAAUCAAUAUGCCAACAAAUCAAAGGGCUAUUGAUCUGGUGGGUGCCUAUUUUGCUGAUAAUUUCGUUGCUUUGUUAUGUUUGCUGACUGCUUUGUGGUCGUAUGGCAAUUAAACAGUAUAUAAAUCCUGUGGAAUAAUAAAAAUUGAAAUUGAAAUUGAAAUAAAUAGAAGUUAAAGAAUGGAUUUAUUAAUGGCAAAUUUUCGUUGCUUGCUCCUUUAGGGAAAGCAAACUACCUUCACACAGGAGAGGUGAUCGAUGGAGUGGACAUGAGAGCAGAAGUAGGCUUGCUAAGUCGCAACAUUCUCGUGAUGGGAGAGAUGGCCAAGGAAUGCUACAAUUACAACAGUGAUCUGUGUUCCUUCUUUGAUUUUGACACCUUUGGAGGCCAUAUCAAGGUAUCGCUUGGUGUCUAUGUAUUGCUGAUUUUUUCCCACCCCUGUGCUGGGAAAUUUCUUCCAUGUGGCUGGGGGAGUCUGAUAUGACAUUGAGCACUUGUAUCUAACAUAUCCAAUCUCAGACUUUAUGUUGGCAGCAGAAAUUUUAUGGAGCGUGGGCACAAUCGUGCCAAUAGAUCUAUGGGCAUUUAAAGUGCAAUACUUUUCAAGAUGAGAAUUUAUUUAUGCAGCUCCUAUACUGAUGUGCCCUUUUGACCAAACAGCAGUCUCCUAAGCUGUGUACAAAAUGAUAGCAAACAAUUCUAAAAAGCAAAAAAAUAUAAAGUUUGGGGGGAAAGCUAAGUGGUAGAGCAUCUGCUUUGCAUGCAGAAGGUUGUAGGUUAAAUUCCUGGUCUGAAAUCCCCAAGGGCUCCUGCCUGUCAAUGUAGAUAGUACAUCAGCUAGAUGGACCCAGUACUGAGCUAGUGUUAGAAUUCCUGCUCCGUGAUUGCAGUCAUGGGAUUGUUGUCUAUCACAUGACGGUGUAUGUUUUGACUCCACAAAGUGGGAAGUGAAGGAGACAGGAUGUUUGUGUUACUGUGUUCCAUGAAGUGGGACUAUUGUCCUUUGUUCAUUCUCUUUGCUGUCUGAUACUAGAGAGAGCAGGAGCCAUGUUGCAGUGCUCCAUGUGUGUUUAUAUGUAAAUACAGUGGUACCUCGGGUUACAUACACUUCAGGUUACAGACUCCGCUAACCCAGAAAUAUUGCUUCAGGUUAAGAACUUUGCUUCAGGAUGAGAACAGAAAUUGUGCUCCGGCGGCGCGGCAGCAGCAGCAGCAGGAGGAGGCCCCAUUAGCUAAAGUGGUGCUUCAGGUUAAGAACAGUUUCAGGUUAAGUAUGGACCUCUGGAACUAAUUAAGUACUUAACCCGAGGUACCACUGUAAAGUAGAUUAGCCAAAAUGCUGAGGUCUAUCACAUGAACUGCAAAGACCCUGCGGAUCCCUAAGUGUGCCGAUGUCUGUUGGCAUUGGUCGCUGUGAUGUUCGGGCAGAAGAAAGCUUUUGAAGCUCCCGAACAAUCGACCAGGAGGGAGAGAACAUGCCAGUCGGGCAUGUGUCUCUGCCAGGGUCCUACUUGAGUGUAGGCUGACAGCUAGAUGGUCUGGUUCAGUAUAAGGCAGUUUCCUAUAUCCUUAUUGGAUUGCAUCCAUUGUUCUACUCAAGAUCCAUUAGUUUCAAUGGGCCUCCUAACAACUGUCAGUAGCUUUAACAACGACACCUCCCAGAAUUCUUUGGAGGAAGUGAUAAGUUCUUGAAGUGGUUUGAUACCACUUUAAAUGUAUAGUGCAGAUGUGGCUUUAAAAGCGCUGGAUCACACUUGUUUGACAAACGAAAACAACAACCCUGAAAGUGUCUUGCACAAGUAUCAAGCCCGCCGGUUGAUGAUGAUGAUGAUGAUGUGUGUGUUGUUCUCUAGCUUGGCCUUGGAUUUAAGUCUGUCCACAUGGAAGGGAUUGAACUGAAGCACAUGGGCCAGCAGUCACUGGGACACUACCCAAUCCACUUCCACAUGUCCGGAGAUGUGGAUGAGAAGGGCGGCUACCACCCUCCUACCUACGUGAAAGACAUCUCCAUCCACCAUGCCUUUUCUCGCUGUGUCACCAUCCAUGGCUCCAAUGGUCUGCUGGUAAGAAACUUGAGAUUCGUUCACCAUCUCUUCCAGCACAAUUCAAAGUGUUGGUGCUGCUGGUCUGCAGGUCUACCUAGGUGCAAAUAACUUCAAAAACUUGGGGCCAAAGUACCAGAAGGGCUGAUUCCUAAUGCAUCAAAACGAUCACUGAGAUGCUCUGAUGGGGCACUUCAGGUGGUGUGAUGUGUCCCUGAGGUAUGGCUGGCCUUCACUAGGGGCUAAGCCCAGGGGUAGGCAAACUAAGGCCCGGGGCCAGAUCCAGCCCAAUCGCCUUCUCAAUCCAGCCCACGGACAGUCCAGGAAUCAGCGUGUUUUUACAUGUGUAGAAUGUGUGCUUUUAUUUAAAAUGCAUCUCUGGGUUAUUUGUGGGGCAUAAGAAUUCGUUCAUUCCCCACCCGCAAUAUAGUCUGGCCCAUCACAUGGUCUGAGGGACAGUGGACCGGCCCACGGCUGAAAAAGGUUGCUGAGCCCUGGGCUAAGCUUUCCUUUUGGCAGGCCUUGCCCUGCAAAACUCCCUUUCAGACAUCUUUUGAAAGGCAUAUUUUUUAGGCUGGCCUUUGCAACUGAAUUUGCAAAGGGAGUGACCGCCGAGAACAUAUAACACCGGUCGUGAAAGACCUACAUUGGCUCCCAGUACAUUUCCGAGCACAAUUCAAAGUGUUGGUGCUGACCUUUAAAGCCCUAAAUGGCCUCGGCCCAGUAUCCCUGAAGGAGCAUCUCCACCCCCAUCAUCCAGCCCGGAUACUGAGGUCCAGCUCCAAGAGUCUUCUGGCAGUUCCCUCACUGCGAGAAGUGAGGUUACAGGGAACCAGACAGAGGGCUUUCUCAGUAGUGGCGCCUGCCCCAUGGAACGCCCUCCCAUCAGAUGUCAAGGAAAUAAACAACUACCAGACUUUUAGAAGACAUCUGAAGGCAGCCCAGUUUAGGGAAGUUUUUAAUGUUUGGUGGUUUAUCGUGUUUUAAUAUUCUGUUGGGAGCCGCCCAGAGUGGCUGGGGAAACCCAGCCAGGUGGGCGGGGUAUAAAUAAUAAAUUAUUAUUAAUUAUUAUUUGUAAGGCGUCGAUCCUGUAGUGUGGCAGCAGCCGUACUUUGGAACUCCCUGCCUCUUGAAAUUAGGCAGGAAACCCUUGCCCUCUUGGUUCCUUGUAGCCCCAUUGCCCUCUGAAGUUUGGGGUGGUGGCAGCCCAGGAGAUGGCAUUGCCCUGGAGAAUAGCAGCCCCUGAACUGUGGAAUUCCUCCCUCAAAGAGGUGUUUCUGGAACUUUCCUAAUAGUUUUCAUAACAUGUGGGAGACACACCUCUUUACCAUAUUCUCUUUACCCUGGUUUUUGUUUAGAACUCACCCUCUUCUCUUGAUUGAAAUCUGUUUUAAUUGUUUUUUAAUAUUUGAUUCUUUUAAUUGUUGUGAUCAACCCUCAGACCUGUAGGGUAAGAAAUAAAAAUAGCAAUAAUAUUUUAGACGCAGCUGGGAACUUUCUUGUUUUCACAAGCCUAUCCAGACAUGUAAAGUGGGCAGCUAUAAUUGUUUUAAAAGUUUUAUUGAUUUUUAUCUGUGUUUUUUAAUGGUGAUGGCUUGAUUCAUAUUCAGGUAUUUUUAAAACAACAACAACAACCCCUGGCUACAAGGAUUUUAGCUGCGUUUCCUUCUACAUUUUUAUUAUUUACUUCAUAAAAAUUAAAUACCGUGUGCCUGUGAAAAACACACACCACAAAUCAGUUUACAAAGGGAAUGAAACAAUGAAAUCAUCAGUUUUUAAAAAUUAAAAUAAACAAUAUGCUAAAAUCAAACAUAAAUAUUCUACAUUUCUGGAUAGGCUUAAACCAUGGAGGCAGAGGAUAGCGAUGAUGGGACAGGCUUCUCCUCUAUGGAUUUGUCUAAUCCUCUUUUAAAGCCAUCCACGUUGGUGGCUACCGCUGCCUCUUGUGGCAAGGAGUUCCAAAGUUUAACUGUGUGCUGCAUUCAGAAGUCUUUCCCUUUGUCUGUCCUGAAUCUUCCAACCUUGCAUGUCUGCAGAUUCUAGUGUUACGAGAGAGGUUCUUCUUCGAUUAAGCAUUUAUUAAUUUGCCAUAGAUCAGAGUCUAUGUUCCUGUUCCUGUUACUACAACUGCUUUCCGAUUUGUAGCCACAUGUGGAGAGUAGAAUGUCAGAUGAGAAAGGAACCUAAUGGACGUAUUAACUGCAAAGCAAGGAUGGCCAGAGGCCUGUUAAGUGGUAGAAAGCAUCCUGGUUAAAGGGAAAGGUAAAGGGACCCCUGACCAUUAGGUCCAGUUGUGACCGACUCUGGGGUUGCGGCGCUCAUCUCGCUUUAUUGGCCGAGGGAGCCAGUGUACAGCUUCCAGGUCAUGUGGCCAGCAUGACUAAGCCACUUAUGGCAAACCAGAGCAGCGCACGGAAACGCCGUUUACCUUCCCGUCGGAGCAGUACCUAUUUAUCUGCUUGCACUUUGACGUGCUUUCGAACUGCUACGUUGGCAGGAGCAGGGACCGAGCAACAGGAGCUCACCCCGUCGCGGGGAUUCGAACUGCCAACCUUCUGAUCAACAAGUCCUAGGCUCUGUGGUUUAACCCACAGCGCCACCCGCAUCCCAGGCAUCCUGGUUAUGGUACCGUAAAUACUUCUUCUGCAGUGGCCGCACAGCUGCUGAUUAACAUGGGCCAAUCCAAACCCUCAUCACUGAUUCUAAUUUUAAGCCCUGAUCCUGCACAUAUCGAUAUUUUUUUUCAUGGUGCUGCUGCCACCGCCAACUCAAAUAUUCAGAGUGUGACAUUGCAGUGGCUCAAAUGGGCGGGUCGGUUUUAGAGGAUUUGGAAGCGUCCAGCUUCUCAUUUUUGCCCUUUUCCAAGGAGCAAAAUUAUAUUUAGUUCAAAGAAAUUCUGGUCAGGAGCCACGUUCCUUCCUCCGCACUUCCACAGCCAAAAAGCAAGCAAUGGGGAAGGAAACAUGGUCAAGUUGAUAGGAAUGAAGAAAGCAGCUACCUCAAGGGAUUUUCUGGUCGCUGCUCUUAUUUUACAUCCAUUUUGAGAUGCAAUUGGAUGUGCACAGCCUGUUCUUUUUGCAUUUCGUUGUCAUUUGACCUCCUCGCAUACCACUUUCUCUCUCUUCUUACACCUGUGUGUAUCUAACUGCCGGCAGAGGAUAACACUACAUUUGUGGGACUAAGCCUCAUUGGACUCAGUUGGGGUUACUCCUGAGUAAAACAGUACUUACAUCUUGUGAAAAUGCAUAUAGAAUCGCCGCUCGUACUUGGGGAACCGGUUCCACCAAAAUAGCAGGGCUGUUCUCCAAGUAAAACAGUUUAGGGAUUUGGAUGCAAAAGCGCUGACAAAAUUAUUGCAGCAGAAACGAUAUAAUAAAUAUAUAGUCAGCAUUUCAGCCAUAAGAUGCAUUGAAAAGAUGUGGAUCUCUGCCCACCCCUUAGUUUGUCUGCGACUAUCUGGAUUGCAGAGACUGUAAGGGGCUGGCUAAUCUUGUAUUUAAAUGAUCUUACAUAAUUGCAUCCUCUGCUAGUGGAGCAAAUCUAGAUAGACUUGGGCUCAUGACACCUUUUGCAUGUAAAAACGUCUGAAAUAUUACUCUUGCCAGCAGCAGUGCAUUAAAAGCCCACCACAUCCUGCUUUCCUCAUUACUUUGCAAAUGUUUGCGUUACAAUCUGCUGAGCCACAACAUUAAAUUCUGGCCUGACUUAUGCCAAGGCUUGUUGAGGAGGGGGGACUGAAUGAACGCAGGGAGUAUGUCAUGCCAGAAACUAUUGGCAUACUCUAUAGAUUUAUGGUGGAUAAUACUCUGAGGAAUACGCAGGAGGGCCUGCUAGCUGCGGCAAUGCUUGCAUCUGGUGUCAUUAAUUCAGUUUGAGAUUGACGGUGCUCCUUUGCUGGAAAGGACAAAUGCCAUAUGAAGUCUGCCCCUGAAUUUAGGAGUCCAGCAUUUAUAAACCCUCUGAUUUACAGCCAUGUCAUCUUAUAUGUGCAUGCACAGAAAGUGAUUUAAAUAUAUAUAUAUUCCCAGCAAAUCUAGGGGCAUCCUGAUUGAAAUUUACUCGGAGUCGAGAGUGGAUUUCAUGCUCUUUAUUCAGCUCAUAGUGGUGAGGAGGAACAGAAGUUCCCCCAGAAUGUCUGCCUUAUAUACAUUACUUACACAAUGGGCCCCACGAGAUUGGCUAAUUCCGGGAUUCUCCUGUAGGCCAAUCAGGUUGCGGAUUCCCAUCCACCUGGAGCUGGAUUGGGUGGCUCCUGUGGACCAAUUAGACUGCUGCAUUCUGAAUCCUAUUGUUCUAGGACCAAUCAGACUGCUGCAUUCUGAAUCCUAUUGUUCUAGGACCAAUCAGACUGUUGCCUUUUGGAUCCUAUUCAACUCAGUACAUAACACUGAUGCUCUUCUCAGACGUGGUUUUCACAUGUUGCAAUGUGGAUUCCUGAUUACAGUGGCAAUGAAGUCAAUGAAGGGCUCUUAGUACAUGCUCAGGGACACACUUGGCACCAGCCAACAACAUGCAGAUGCAAGAAAACCCUUGUGCGUGUCAACCCCUUCGAAAUGAGCGUGAUGCACUCCUACAAUGGAACGGUACACUGAUCUGAAUCAUCAUCAGCUGAUCUGAAUCAUGCCGCCUUCAUCUCUGAUGGAAAUAAGACAUAAUGACUUGCCUCUGUUUUUAGCUUUAAACUGGUUUAAGAAGAAAUGUGUCCAAACUGUAAUGUAGACAAGCUAUAGAUGGUACCUCAUUUCCUUUUUCAGGGUUCCUUUUAUCUCAGGGACGUCCAUUGCAUGCAGAAGGUCCUCAGGCUCCAUCCCUGGGACAUUGAGUUAAAAAGGAUAAGCUUACAGGUGAUAAGAGAGACUUUGCCCUAGCUGCUGCAAGCCAGAGUAGAUACUCAAAGGCUGGAUCUACAAAGGUUGCAUCCACAACAUGCUUUCCCCCCAAAGAAUCAUGGGAAGUGUAGUUUGUUAAGGUGUUGAGAUUCUCCCAGGAUUCUUGGGGAGAGAAGCCAUGAGUGUUGUUAAUGCAUAGUUUGGAUGUGGCCCAGUAUAAGGCAGCUUCCCACGAUCCUGUCCCAUUAGAUCAGGGGUCAGCAACCCUUUUCAGCUGUGGGCCGGUCCACCAUCCCUCAGAUCAUGUGUUGGGCCGGACUAUUUUUUUUUCCGGUGGGGCGGAAAAUGAAUGAAUUCCUAUGCCCCACAAAUAACCCAGAGAUGCAUUUUAAAUAAAAGCACACAUUGUACUCAUAAUAAUAAUAAUAAUAAUAAUUUAUUAUUUAUACCCCAUCCAUUUGGCUGGGUUUCCCCAGCCACUCGGGGCGGCUUCCAACAGAAUAUUAAAAUACAACAACCCUCAUUUACUCAUGUAAAAACAUGCUGAUUCAUGGACCGUCCGUGGACCGGAUUGAGAAGGUGAUUGGGCCACAUCCAGCCCGCGGGCCUUAGGUUGCCUACCCCUGCAUUAGAUACUCUCGGCAUUGUUUCACAGGUUGUUUCUAAGUUGAACAUCAUUAAUGCCAUGAGCCUCACAAUUACGUCCAGGCAAGAUGCUGUUCUGAGCAUCUAGGAAGACCAGCCUCGUAUCCAUGCCCUCUCCCUUUUUUUAUGUCCACAGGUCAAGGAUGUUGUUGGGUACGACACGCUGGGACACUGCUUUUUUACUGAAGAUGGCCCUGAAGUACGCAAUACUUUUGAUCACUGCCUUGGACUCUUGGUGAAGCCGAGCACGUUGCUGCCCUCUGACCGAGACACAAGGAUGUGCAAGACGAUCACAGAAGGAGCUUACCCAGGAUACAUCCCCAAACCUAGACAGGACUGCAAGUGAGUCAAAAAAUUAACUUCUAAUUUCCUUUGGCUUAUAGCACUGAUUUGCCUGGUGUAUCUUAGUGUACCAUUACAUCCCAUUGGGAAGCUUCUUAUUCCUAUUAUUGUUGCUUAGUCAUUUAGUCGUGUCCUACUCUUCGUGACCCCAUGGACCAGAGCACACCAGGCACUCCUGUCUUCCACUGCCUCCCACAGUUUGGUCAAACUCAUGAUCGUAGUUUGAGAACACUGUCCAACCAUCUCGUCCUCUGUCGUCCCCUUCUCCUUGUGCCCUCCAUCUUUCCCAGCAUCAGGGUCUUUUCCAGGGAGUCUGCUCUUCUCAUGAGGUGGCCAAAGUAUUGGAGCCUCAGCUUCAGGAUCUGUCCUGCCUAUACCUUGCUUGGAAAGAGAAAUCACCUAAAUUUCCACUGUGCAUCUCUCUCUCUCUCUCUCUCUCUCUCUCUCUCUCUCUCCCCCCCCCCCCUUUGAAAAUCACAGCCAAAAUGAAGCAUUUUUAGUCCUUCAAGUCUCAGUGGGGAGAGACUUGGGUACACACUCAAGCGAGAGGAAUAUCACAUUAGUUUUCCUGGUUAUAAUGCUGGCGCUUCUCCUGUUUUCUAAUGUUCACACAUCAGUACCUGUUGUGUUAGGGAACUGUGACUUUUUGACCGAUAUACAAGCAUGUUGUGCUAAAUUUCAUUCACACCUGUGGGUGUAGUGUGACACAACAACAAAUGACAUUAGAUGUCGCUCCUCCCCCGCCCUUUCCACAAAUGUGAGCUUCUGCUCUCCUAAGAAAAUGGCAGGAAAGAAAUGUAUGCUGGAAUAGCUCCCUGACUUUCAUCACUUUACUUCCAUGGAUUUUUUUCUGGAAGCAAUUAAACAUGGAAAUGAGUGCGAAUCUUCCACCAUAUUCCGCUAGAUCCCUGGAAGUGGCUUUUACAUUGUAUAAAAGCUUGAAUAUAAUGGAAAAAUAGACAUGAGGGAAACGGAAUAUACUGUUGUCUGAAAACAGCUGUAAUUAAUCUCUCAUAUCCAAAUCAAAGAUUAGAACUUAAAGGCAGGGUGCUGUCUGUUAUUAUUUCGUGCACGGCAACCCAGGCAUACCAGUGUUUCAAUGUUGGGGAUGUCCACAGUGCAUGUCACAGUAAACAGUGGCAAGAAAAAUGUCUUGUAUACCUGGGACUUAGCUACAUUGGUCAAGAAACAGCAUUUUGAAUGCAUUAUAAACAUGUAACACCAGAUGGCACCAGAGAGCAAGAAAAAAAAUCUAAGCAAUUUUCCAUAGCAGUUUUUCUCCUUUUGUUAUAACAAUUUGAUUUCUGACUUAUUUAUAGCGUUUUAUUUCUGUGUGUAGAUCCACCCCUGGGCUGCAACAUAAAAUGUGUUGUGAUCUACACUGGCAGCCACAAAGACUAACAAACUAAUGGGACAGUUUUGCAAGUAAUGUUAAGCCUAAGUAUGGCUAAGUAUAAUUGUGCAAGCAUCCAGAUAUUUGCAGGAAAAAUCUCUGCCACUCUGCAGGAAAAAUCCUCCUCCAGUCCUGCUGCUGUGAGCUAAGCCAUGUGUUAAUAUGGCUGGUUUUGUGGUUUGUCAUGCUCUAGACCAAGCAUGGCCAAACUUGGCACUCCGACUGUUUGGGGACUACAAUUCCCAUCGUCCCUGACCACUGGUCCUGCUAGCUAGGGAUGAUGGGAGUUGUAGUUCCAAAACAGCUGGAGGGCCAAGUUUGGCUAUCACUGCUCUAGACAAACCAUGAGUCAAGAAGAGCAAACCUUGGCUACAAACCUUGUAACUUAUCUGGAUUAAGAUAAGCCAAGAGCCCAGAUUUGGAUAUAACACCAAGCCAAAUCAAAGCAGGUGUGAUUUUUCCCCCUUGCAAGUACCUGUGCUUACACAUUCACUCCUAGCUAUGCUUUGGCUUAGUGUUACGUGCAAACUAUAUCUCAAUUUCAUGGCAGGAUUGUGUAUGAGAUUUGAGCAAAACGAUAUAUUCUUUUCAAAAAGGGAGUUUGGCUGGAAACAGACACAUUUUAUAGCAUUAUGUUUUAAGAGCCAUGUGAAUCCUGGGAAACAGGCAAUAUGUGAGAUAAUUACAGUGCCAGCCAGGACUUGGCAAAGCAAGUGACCAUGAAAGCCAAGCUGUUUGCCAAACAAGUACCUUUAAAUCCUUCAGGGAUUUCAGGUACCAUGAAAGCACGAAAAGUCAAUCAGGUUCUUACUUAAGGCAACCCCUAGCAAACUCAGGGCUUUCUAGAGGUUUUCCUUUGCUUCCUUUUUUGCCGACUCAUAUGCGGAAACAUUCAUCGCAGCAUAAAAUAUAAUUGAUAUAGGAUAGUUUCAUAGCGAUAGAAAUUCCUUCCGGGAUUCCUAAAGGCUUUCAAGGCAGGGCUGUGUCGCAAGUGUGACAGCUGUAAGGAUGCUGUAACAGCGACACAGGAAGGUGCCUUGUGCUGAGUCAGAACAUGGGUCCAUCUGCCUCAGUGCUGUCUGCACUGACUGGCAGCAGCUCUCCUGGAGAUGCCAGGGAUUGAACCCUGGACCUUCUGCAGGCAAAGCAGGUGUCUUUGCCAAUUUACUAAGGCUCUUUUCCAUGGUGGUGGUGAGAGAAAGAGAGAGAUCAAAGUUACUCUGUUCUGUAAAGGAAAACUUCUCUGCUCGGUUAUAUAACCUGGCUUGGUUUGAUUAAAUAUACAGUUGUACCUUGGAUCCUGAAUGCCUUGGUAUCCGGACGUUUUGGCUCCCGAAUGCCGCAAACUUGGAAGUGACUGUUCCAGUUUGCGAAUGUUCUUUGGAACCCAAAUGUCGGACGGGGUUUCCUGGGUUUCCGAUUCCUGCAGCCAAUCGGAAGCCACGCCUUGGUUUCCGAACGUUUUGGAAGCCAAACAGACUUCCGGAACAGAUUCCGUUCGACUUCCAAGGCACGACUGUAAUGCCCGUCCCUCUGCACACUCCAUUUGGGAAUUGUGUAUUUUUGUUUUUGUUUUGUUUACACUUAUCUUUUCCCAUCUAACCAACAGUGCAGUCUCUACCUUCUGGCUGGCCAACCCACACAACAACCUCAUAAACUGUGCAGCUGCCGGAUCCGAAGUGAGUACAAAGGGAAACAAUUGCCUAGUGGUGCAGCAAUAAAACUUCUAGCGCAUUUGCAGAGCUGAGCAGGGUCUGGUAUGGUUUCGAAUUGGAUGGGGGACCGCAUUUUGAGAUUCCUGCAUUGCAGGGGGGUUGUGCUAGAUGACCCCCCGGGUCCCUUCCAACUUUACAAUUCUAUGAUUCCAGUUGGAAUAACCUUGGGAUUCUAAUCCUCCACCCCACUACAACCCUUCAGGUUCCUGAUGAAACAAAAGCUGUUUGGGGCUGUUCUGAAAAGCAGGCACAAUGCCUUAAUACAGUUUGGGGUAGAAACAUAAUCCUCACUCAUUUCUUUUCCACCUGCCUUGUGUGAGAUCUCGGAGCACAAUUGGCAGCAUUCAAUGACCCGUUCCAUUAGUGCGAGGACUUUUGGCUGUGUAAUGGAACUCCCCACCCACCUCUCAUUGCUCAUACAUCCGGGGUGUCCUGGUUUUUACUUUUUGAAAUAAUGGCAACCCUACCUCUCCCAUGGAGAUGCGGGUGGCACUGUGGUCUAACCCACAGAGCCUAGGACUUGCCGAUCACAAGGUCGGUGGUUCAAAUCCCCACAACGGGGUGAGCUCCUGUUGCUCGGUCCCUGCUCCUGCCAACCUAGCAAUUCGAAAGCACGUCAAAAUGCAAGUAGAUACAUAGGUACCGCUCCGGCGGGAAGGUAAACGGCAUUUCCGUGCGCUGCUCUGGUUCGCCAGAAGUGGCUUAGUCAUGCUGGCCACUUGACCCGGAAGCUGUACGCCGGCUCCCUUGGCCAAUAAAGCUAGAUGAGCGCUGCAACCCCAGAGUCGGCCACAACUGGACCUAAUGGUCAGGGGUCCCUUUACCCUUUACCUCUCCCAUCACUGUUCUGGGUCAUCCCCCCCAACCUUUAAGUGCAUAUUUGGGGAGGCCGUGGGACACACACAGGGAAAGGAGGGGGCAAGUUCCCUGGCAGAAGUAACAAUCCUUGUGCUGGAAGAACAAGUGUUUCCCAAAAUGAAUGGUUGUACUUUGUUCCCUCCACACGCCCCGCCCCACCAAUGUGCAGGCUUCUGCGUUUUGCUGUUUUUAAUAUCUCACGCAUCCCAAGUCUGGCAUAGGCUGAAUCUGUUGUGUUCUCUCUUGCAGGAAACCGGGUUUUGGUUUGUUUUGCAUCACGUACCGACGGGACUCUCUGCAGGAAUGUAUCCCCCUGGCUACUCUGAGCACAUUCCAAUGGGGACGUUCUAUAACAAUCGGGCACAUUCGAACUAUCGAGUGAGUAUACAUGCAAUUGGAAAUCCUAUCUUCUUUUUCCAAAUGCUGUCCUCCCCCCCUUUUCCAAUCUCAGUGUCAAGCCAUUAUUGGCCACCAUUCUGCUUCCAUAAUAUCAACAGCAUACGUUGUCUCCCUGCCCUGCUCCAAGCAUUUUUAUCUACAAAUUCUGUUUUUAGUUAGCUCCAACUUUUGGCUCUAGAUGGAGGAGAGUGAUGAAUAAAGAGGCCUUUUUCUCUUUUAAUCCCCAGCUGAUUGUUGUCUGUUGUUGUCUGUAUCUGUAAGUUUCACUAAAUAGGCAUGCACACACAAACGUGUGCUGUUUCUCAAAUGCCAAGAUCUGUUGAAGCAGCAACCAACGUUUGUGACACAUAAGGAGUACUGCACUCAGGACCCAAACUAGACAAGGUGUUAAUUGCAUUGAUGUAUUUCAUGUGUCCAGUAGCUGGACGCCCCCAGGGCUGUUUAGGAGGAGGGGGGGUGAAACUAGACGUGUAGAGAAAAAAUUAUUCAUUUAAUGUGUUGUGUUGUUUGGCCUUUGGGGUGAACAGGGAACAAGUAGGUGCUGAAACAAUUAUUCAGUCUUCUUAAAAAAGGCACAUAGUAGGUCUUGUGGGGCUUGGCCUGGGGCAAACAGCCUCAAGGGGCAAACAGAGAGCCUGGAAAGACAACAUUUGGACCCUGAGCCAGAAGCUCCUCACCUCUGCUCUCUAACAUAGUUUGUUAUUAUGGAGAGCUGGUAAACAUUCAAACCCUCAGGUGCAUUAAAACAAAAUGAUGGUACAAUCUGUUUGUGCCAGGCAAUGUUCCAAAUUCUUUUGCUGGUGUAAAGCGAAUGCAUUGAAAGUACGUGCCUAUACGUAUGUAAGUUUGCAUGCUUAUAUAUUUCCCUCCUAAGGAUUUGGCUGACAGAAUCCCUCCCUCCUUCCCUUCUUUUCCAGGCUGGAAUGAUAAUUGACAAUGGAGUUAAAACGACGCCAGCGUCUGCCAAGGACAAAAGGCCCAUCCUGACUCUGAUCGCAGGGAGGUAAUCUGAUUUUGAUCGGUUUUAUUUGGAAAGUAAAGUCCUCUUUUUGCAGCUCAGGCUGGGGAAUGAAUGCUGAUCAUAACCGUUAUAACCUUUUAAUUGUUUGGGGGAUACAUAUGUGCCUGUGUGGAAGGGGGAGAUUUUCAACAGAUCCACAUACAUUCAGCCACAUCUUAAGCAUGUGGUUUCCCCCAAGGAAUUCUGGGUACUUUAUUAGUUCCCAGGAUUCUUUGGGGGGAAAGUCAUGUCCUUUAAAUGCCUGGUGGGGACCUGCUGUUUACUUUCCUUCAGCCAACUCCCUUCACCCAGCAGGAUUUAACACCAGUCUUUUUAAGUCCAUACCUUGUUCCCCUGCCGUACCUGCAUCAUAUUCUCUUCUAGUCCUCAGUGUUAAACCUCUCCCUGCUAAUUUACUUUUGAAUUUACAAUCCACACUUUCAUUUUAAAAAAAUACAGCAAGGUGGAGUACAACAUAUAAGGAUAAAAUCAACAAAAGAGCCAUAAAAAUAUCAAUAAAAUAAAAGUUAUUUCUGCUCGGUAUUAUUUUAUUGCUUAAGUUAUUAAAGCAGAAGUUAAGUCAAUCCCUCCUCCUGCCAGCCUAUAAAUGAGAAUACAAUAAAGCAGCUUUACAAACCAAGGUUUGCUGGAAAUGCAGCUCAUCCCCCUGGAAGAUAUCCAUGCCGAUGGUGUUUUCAUUUAGAAUCAUAGAAUCAUAGAGUUGGAAGAGACCACAAGGGCCAUCGAGUCCAACCCCCUGCCAAGCAGGAAACACCAUCAGAGCACCCCUGACAUAUGGUUGUCAAGCCUCUGCUUAAAGACCUCCAAAGAAGGAGACUCCACCACACUCCUUGGCAGCAAAUUCCACUGUCGAACAGCUCUUACUGUCAGGAAGUUCUUCCUAAUAUUUAAGUGGAAUCUUCUUUCUUAUAGUUUGGAUCCAUUGCUCCGUGUCCGCUUCUCUGCAGCAGCAGAAAACAACCUUUCUCCCUCCUCUAUGUGACAUCCUUUUAUAUAUUUGAACAUGGCUAUCAUAUCACCCCUUAACCUCCUCUUCUCCAGGCUAAACAUGCCCAGCUCCCUUAGCCGUUCCUCAUAAGGCAUCGUUUCCAGGCCUUUGACCAUUUUGGUUGCCCUCCUCUGGACACGUUCCAGUUUGUCAGUGUCCUUCUUGAACUGUGGUGCCCAGAACUGGACACAGUACUCCAGGUGAGGUCUGACCAGAGCAGAAUACAGUGGCACUAUUACUUCCCUUGAUCUAGAUGCUAUACUCCUAUUGAUGAGGCCCAGAAUUGCAUUGGCUUUUUUAGCUGCCGCGUCAUUUGUAACGAUUUGUAUUAUAAGUCUGGAAUGUAUUGCUGAUAUCUCUGCCCCCCUAAAUAUUUCAUAUCUGUUUUUUGAGUCAGACCUUUGGUCUGUUUUGCUCAUUGCUUCCCACACUGGCUGGCAGCAGCUCUCCGGGGUUUCAGGCAGGGCACAUUCACAGCCCUACCUAGAGAUGCUGGGAAUGGAAGCUGGCACCUUUGGGAUGCAGAGGAUGCUCUGUGCCUGAGAUCUGGGUUUUCUACUCUGCCCUUUGGUGUCAUGGGUUCAGAGUAUUCACAGAAUCAUAGAGUCGGAAGAGACCCUGAGGAUCAUCUAGUCCAACCCUCUGCAAUGCAACUGUCCCAUAUGGGGAUUGAACCUGCGACCUUGGCCUUAUCAGCACCCUGUUCUAACCAACUGAGCUAGUCGUCAUGAUUCCUUUAGCAUCAGUAGCUUAAAGUUCUGCCUUAAGCUUUUGAGGUCCAUGAAUUGAAACACCUCACCUUAAUUUGGAUAAUCUUCUCACUUACCCUGACUCAUUUCUAGCAGGGAAGGUUAUUUGGGACCAGCUCCAUAUUUGCAUCAGCGUGUAGCUUCAACUUAGGCAAGGAAAGCCUAUUAAUCAGGGAAUUGCUUUCCCCAGCUGCAAAGGCCGCAAUCUGAUUGCAGUAAGCCUGCCAAAAUAAGGUUAAUUUUCUGGAACUCUGCAGGUUCCCCUUUCCCAGUUUAGCUCAAGAGGUUGGUUUAUUAAGUGAAGCAAAGGGGCUUUCUGGAUAUCUGUCAGCAAAUGGAGCAAAUCUCUUCUGCCUGCCUUGCUGAGUCAGGAAUUCUUUACUCUUUAGCGUUAUCUGUACUUAACACUACUAAUCCGUCACGUUUGUCCAAGCUGCAUUGUGAUCCACGGAGGACAACCCCUUUCACUACAGCCCAAGGCAGCUGACACACAAUUCAAAGUGUUGGUGCUAACCUUUAAAGCCCUAAACGGCCUCAGUCCAGUAUACCUGAAGGAGCGUCUCCACCCCCAUUGUUCUGCCCGGACACUGAGGUCCAGCGCUGAGGGCCUUCUGGUGGUUCCCUCGCUGCGAGAAGCCAAGUUACAGGGAACCAGGCAGAGGGCCUUCUUGGUAGUGGCACCCGCCCUGUGGAACGCCCUCCCAUCAGAUGUCAAAGAGAAAAACAACUACCAGACUUUUAGUAGACAUCUGAAGGCAGCCCUGUUUAGGGAAGCUUUUAAUGUUUAAUAGACUAUUGUAUUUUAAUAUUUCGUUGGAAGCUGCCCAGAGUGGCUGGGGACACCCAGCCAGAUGGGCAGGGUAUAAAUAAUAAAUUCUAAUUCUUCUUCUUCUUCUUCUUCUUCUUCUUCUUCUUCUUCUUCUUCUGGAAAGCCUCGUUUGCUUGGAGCAGACAGGCUUUUCUUUUCCUCUAAUGUUCAGUUGUAGAAUUUGACUACACCUGAAAGUAGCCUAACUUGGUAGGCUGCAUCUUUCUGUGGGUCCCUAUCUGGUCCUUGCCUCCUCUCAGUGGACAAGCAAUGCAUACCCUCCAACAUUUCUCCAAUGAAAAUAGGAACGUCUUACAUCAUCAUAAUAAUAUUUAUAUCUCGCCCAUCUGACUGGGUUGCCCCAGCCACUCUGGGCAGCUUCCAAAAUAUAAUUAAAAACAUAAUAAAACAUUAAACAUUUUAAAAAAAACUCCCCUACACAGGACUGCCUUCAGAUGUCUCCUAAAUGUUGUCCAGUUACCUCUCUCCUUGGCUUGGGGAGGUCACAUAACUCCAUACCCUCCAACAUUUCUCUGAUGAAAAUAGGGACAUUCUAAGGAAAAGCAGGACAUUCCAGGAUUAAAUCAGAACCUGGACAGUGUCUAUAAAUCUGGAACUGUCCCUGGAAAACAGGGGCACUUGGAGGGUCUGGGAAUGUCAUGGGGUGACAUGGGACCUCCUGUGGUGAACAUUGGUCUGUAAAUAUUGGAAAUAAAUAUACAGCAUGGCCAUAGAAGCACCCCAUGUUACCAGCUCUGAAAUCUCUUGAGGGCCAGUGCUCUCCAUGUUGCUGACCGCGUUUCCUUCCACCUGUUGCAAUUCCAGAUACAGCCCGCAUAAGGACGCUGACCCUCUGAAGCCCAGAGAACCUGCUCUCAUCCGACACUUCAUUGCUUACAAGAACCAAGACCACGGCGCCUGGCUGAGGGGAGGAGAUGUGUGGCUGGACGACUGCCAGUGAGUGUGGCCUCAGUUCAACCCUCCAGAGUUCAGCUGGGUGUUUAUGGCUAGCAGAGGGCUGUGUGGCUAGGUCUGUGUUUCUUGUUUAUAACGCUCCGCAUCUUUCAUCCGGUGGAGAUGAAUGCAAAGAAAGGGAACCAGGAAGAAAGCAAACCAACCUUGCUGUUUUGCAGAAACAAACCCCUGAGCUCGAGGGUUGUCGAGUUGUUUGUGUGCAUACGUGUGUGAUCGAGACCCGUUACAAUGAGCUGCGGCAGAAAAGGGACUUUAAAUAAACCUUUUCUGCUUGAGCCUGAAAUAAAAUAUAAGCAGCUGCGCCAAUGGUUUUGUUUUAUGUGGUAGCCUGUUAUUGCCAAAAAUUCCAGUGCCAGGGAGGUAAGACAUAAGACAGUGCAGCAUGGAGAAGGGUUGUGUAAAUAACAGGCGGUUAGAGAGUCUGGAAAUGGGAGCAGACGCUUCCUGUCUUCUCCUUCUCCGAGACAAGAUUGUCAGGUUGUGCCCUGCAAAUCUUAGCUGUCUGUUGCAUGGCUGCAAAGCGCCCCCCCCCCCAAAUCCAGCAAAGAAAACUUUUAAGAGCUUAGGAUCCUUCCUUAUACUGGAUCAGACCAUUGAUCCAUCUAGCUCAGCACUGUUUGCACUGGCAGGCAGCGGCAGUUCAGGGUUUCCUGCAAAGGACCACCCCAGCCAUAGUUGGAGAUGGCAGGACUUGAACCCAGGGCCUUCUGCUACGGCCCUUCUUCAGUUAACCACCUUGCCUUUCUCUGCCUCCGGCACUUAUGCCCCUUGUUCUUUUGCUACCUGCUGCAGAGUCAUAUCAAAGCCAUGCUUAUUCUAACAGGCAGGGAGCUGCAAGUUUUCACGACUUCUGCCUCUGUGGAAAUGGAGGGGAACCUAAAGCAGGGGCAGGGAACCUGUGGCACUCUCAGAUGUUGGCAGACUACAAAUCCCAUCGUCCCUGACCAUUGGCAAUGCUGGUUGAGGCUGAUGUGGAGGUGGGAGCAAAGCCUGCAGGUUCUCAGUGUUAAAAGAGACGAGGAAGCUCUCCUGAUUGCAACCUGCCAACUCGGAGAGACAACCAGUCACAUGUCUGAAGGCUUUCAUUCAUUUCCCCUGCAGUAAUGUGCAGGGGAAGGCAGGUUUUGUGGGAAAGGGAGCCACUGGAACACUGCUCUCCAACAAAUUCAAUUUAUAUGGUACAACCCCAAAUUUGGGGGGCCUGCACCAAUGGCAGCCAGUGCCCACAGGGACUGGUAGCGCAGAAGGCAGGGGCAACAGCCGCCAUUGCUGCAGGGAGUGGGCAGUGCCAGCUAAUUCUGACAGUGCAAUGGCGCAUGUCACUCAAGAGACAAAUGCUUAGCAGUUGUCUCUCUAUGCAGCUUUGAUUUCACGCCACUGUUUGCAGGUGAGAACCAUACCUGGGCAUUUCCUUGCUCCAGACUCAAUACCGAUAGCUGCAAAAAUUGCUUUUUGAUGCAUGUUGAUGAUGCUGAAUUAAUGAUCCUGAUCCUUAGGUAACGCUAAGCCCAACCACAAUCUGUAGCCAAGGUUGUUCUUAGCUACAGAUUGUGGUAGAGGAAGAGGCAGCUGAACCAAUAUCCUGGGUUCAGACAAUAUGCCAGGCCAAAUCUAACCUAAAAAGACUUGCGGGAGGAAUAAAGUGAGUUUAUGCUCCUCUCUGGAGGCCAGCAUGUUUGAGUGGUCCUGGUAUGCCAUAGUUUGGCUUUCUGUGACGACUGAACAAAGCCAGAGUACCAUACAAAUAAGUAAAAUUUGAGAAGGGUUAUCUAACACUGCAGCCACAUGUGGUUGCUUCCAACUUUUUCCCUGUUUAGAUGCCUUCUCCCUGCUGCCCCAAACGUCCUCAUAGCCAAGCUAAUAUCUCAAACCCUUCAGCUGAGCACAGAAGUAUUUUCCAUGUUCUUAAGUUUUUGGCAGCGUUUAUUUCGGCAAAGUUCAAAUCAGCCCCCAGCUCUCGUAACCUAGCAUUUUAUAGACGUGGGGGUCUAGCCAUUUUAAUAUUUGUUACUGUAAUAUAUUACACCAGAACAAUAGAUGCUAAUGUGAAUUGCAACACUCGACAUCUUUCAACACUGACUAGACGGCCACAGAAGCUGCAGGAAUUCUGUGCAAGCGGUAGUCGUGUGACGUCUCUGCCCUCUUGUGGCGUAAUAGCACCAGUGAAAGCAAAUCUCUUUCGCCCCUCUGCUGUGCUUUCAAUAAGUCACAUUUAUAAUUGCCCUCUGUUCAGAGACAUUUCUGCAGUCUGUGGAAUUACUCCAGAGCAGGGAUAGACAAAUGUUUCCAUUUGUUUCUCUCAGUUCCCUAUUUUUCCAGUCUUCAGUUGUCUACAUUUCCACAUCAGUUUUAGAUUUUAUAUCCUCAUGAAAAUUCAUUAGUGUUUUAGUAUGAAUUUGUCCCUAAUACAGUGGUACCUCGGGUUAAGUACUUAAUUCGUUCCGGAGGUCUGUUCUUAACCUGAAACUGUUCUUAACCUGAAGCACCACUUUAGCUAAUGGGGCCUCCCGCUGCCACCGCGCUGCCAGAGCCCGAUUUCUGUUCUUAUCCUGAAGCAAAGUUCUUAACCUGAAGCACCAUUUCUGGGUUAGUGGAGUGUGUAACCUGAAGCAUAUGUAACCUGAAGCAUAUGUAACCAGAGGUACCACUGUAUACAAUUUUUGUAAAGCCCAUUUCCCUAAUAUUUUUUCAUGUUGCUUUCACUGCUAUGUGCAUUUUCAAGCACACUUUAUGCACCGUAAGAAAAGCAAAUGCCUCUAUUUCUACAUAAUAGAUGGGGGAGGGGAAUAACCCGCAUUGAAAGAAGGUGACCCAGUUUGUCAUGUGUCAAAGCCUGGUCUUGAACCCAAGACCCACCAGGCAUCUGUUCUAAAGUUCUCUUUUCCUUGCAGGUUUGCUGACAACGGCAUCGGGCUCACUUUGGCCAGGUAAGUGCUCCUGGCGCUUCUACGUUUUCUUGUAUUUUCACUUGCAUAAGAUGUUGAAAGCAGGAUUUGACCAAAGCACUUCUGCUAACGUGCGAUUCCAUCCCUUCUAGUGGCGGAACAUUCCCACACGACGACGGAUCAAAGCAAGAGAUAAAGAACAGCCUCUUUGUAGGUGAAAGUGGAAACCCAGGGACAGAAACAAUGGACAACAAUGUCUGGGGACCUGGAGGCCUGGACCACAGCGGACGGACUCUUCCCAUUGGCCAGUGCGUCUUCAGUUUCUGUAUUUUCCAUUUUGUUCAGGUUUCCAGGAGCGUAUAGGGCUUUGCUUCCCCACCCCCACCCCACCCCAAUUCACUGUGGAUGGAGAAAAGGAAAAAGUUUUUUCCUCCCUCUCUCAUAACACUAGAAGUGAGACAUUCAGUCAAGCUGAAUCUUGGUAGAUUGAGGAUGGACAAAAGAAAGUACCUUUUCACAAAGUAUGUAGGCUUUGGCCAAUAGUCUCUUUCUGCUAGCGCAAGGGUUCUUAGGCCAGAGGACAGAUGAAUUUUAUGUUGUGCAACAGAGGGAAUCUUGUGGUGCAGAGUGCACUAUUUCACAAUAGGUAAAGGUAAAGGGACCCCUGACCAUUAGGUCCAGUCAUGACUGACUCUGGGGUUGUGGCGCUCAUCUCGCUUUAUUGGCUGAGGGAGCCGGCAUACAGCUUCUGGAUCAUGUGGCCAGCAUGACUAAGCUGCUUCUGGCGAACCAGAGCAGCGCACGGAAACGCCGCUUACCUUCCCACCGGAGUGGUACCUAUUUAUCUACACAGCGCCACCCGCAUCCCUAUUUCACAAUAGUUACCAGCAAACUACUUGUGCAUUCUCUUGUGCAACCACGUCCCACAGGCCCAAACAUUUCACCAGUGGAACAAGCAUUCUGCUGAGGGACUCUUAACUUUGCGUUAUGUUGGAUGCAACCCAUCUUCUCCACCCCCUCCCCCAUUCCAGAGUUGGUAUUUAGGGUUUGGCUUCAUGCCCAGUAGGCUCUGGAGCGUCCUGGCCAAUUUAAAACCACCUCCGACAAAGAGCCGCAUUUUUAUUUCACGUCUUUUAAUGGCUCUGUGUUUAAUGUUGUAUUUCGGAGCUCAUUAAGUCUCUGUUUUGGGAUGUUAUCCCUGCAAUGACUGACUGACUGAAUGAGUAAUAAAAGCAGCUGACCACUUAAGAGACCGGAGACCAAGCUCAAAUUUUGCUUUUGAUUGGCUUUCGGAUAUUAUUCCUUUUUUUAGGUCAGUGGCCUAACUUUCCCGCAAAGCUCCUUCUAAGAAUGCCAAGCAAAUAUGUAUGAUCUGCCAAGGCAUGAGAGACCCUGAGUUGAACUUGUUAAGAAUCACAAGGUUUUCCUCAUGUAUAUAAAAAGACCUAGCAGAUUAUAGAAGCUAGUUUUUCCAGUGGAGUGUGGAAUUGUCAGCUGAUGCUCAUGUAUAGCUACAAUGCAAUAUAUGUUUACAGUGGCAACUCACUGCAAGGAGAUUAAUAACUUCCCCUCUUUUUUCUUUUCUUUUAAAAAAUGUGCUUUAGGAAUUUCCCAAUUAGAGGCAUUCAGUUUUACGAUGGGCCCAUCAAUGUCCAGAACUGCACCUUCCGAAAGUUUGCCGCGUUGGAAGGCCGUCACACCAGCGCUUUGGCGUUCCGCCUCAACAAUGUUUGGCAGAGCUGCCCCAACAACAAUGUCACAAACGUAUUCUUUGAGGACGUCCCGGUGAGUUGGCUUUCAACGCGGGCUCACGGUCGCAGGGCUCAGUGCAUGCAGAGGGAGGACAUUUUGCAACAGAAGAAUCGCAUUCCAUCAUUGGCCACCUUCUGAGGGUCACAUGGCAGUGGUGGGCGGGGCAACAGGUGCACCUCAUAUUUCUGUACAGUGGGCUGUAAUCUAGCCAUACAAAAGUCAGAGGUUCCUACAUGUACAUCUCUCCAGGAAAGCAAGAGGCCUUAUUACAGUUUAAGGACACAGUCCAGCCAGGCUAAGGAACUGGAGAAAUGCAAGGACUGGAGAGGGGGGUGGUCUGUGAGGAAGAUGAUGCCUGUAAGAAGGUGGGGCAUAAAGAGAGUCCUGAGGACAAGAAGCCGUUUGCUCCUGGGCCUGAGGUUCUCCACCCUUGGCUUAGCAAAAUUAUUAUUAUUAGUGAAUUUAGUAUUACAGUCGUACCUUGGAAGUCGAACAGAAUCCGUUCUGGAAGUCCGUUCGACUUCCAAAACGUUCGGAAACCAAAGCAUGGCUUCUGAUUGGCUGCAGGAAGCUCCUGCAGCCAAUCAGAAGCCACAGAAGCCCCGUCGGACAUUCGGGUUCCAAAGAACAUUUGCAAACCAGAACACUCACUUCCGGGUUUGUAGUGUUUGGGAGUCAAAACCGUCCGAGUACCAAGGCGUUCGGGAUCCAAGGUAUGACUGUACUGCUAUUACUAUUAUUUAUUACAUUUAUUAGUCAUUUUAAGCAAUACAUACAUACAUACACACAUACAUAAAAACUAGCAUUUUUUUUAAAAACCGCUACAUUAAACUUCCCACCCAUGCAAAAAGCCAGAUAGUAAAAAGCCAAAGGCCUUAUUAAAAAGGAUUCUUUUUGCCUGACAUCUAAAGAUAUGUAACAUUGGCAUCAGGAAAACUUCCCUGGGGAGAACAUUCGACAAGCGGGAUGCCACCAUUGAGAAGGGCGGUUCUCAUGUUGCUGCUCGCCAGACCUCGCAUGGAGGGGGCACACAAAGAAGGGUCUCAGAUGACAAUUUCAGGGUCCGGCUGAGUUCAUGUGGGGAGAGACUUCCCUUGAGGUCUUGCACCAUAUAAGACUUCAUAGGUCCAAGCCAGAGCUUCAAAUUGGGCCUGGAAAUUAAUUGGCAGGAUUUCAGAAUGGGUAGCCCUCAAGCUGUUUUGAACUCCACGAUCAGUCCCAGAGUCCAUGGCCAAGAUUCCAGGACAACUCACACAGGGCUGCCGUGUUCUUUUCAGGGCACAAAUGGACUGCAGAAAAAUAGGGAGCUUCUGUGUUAAGCUCUGAAAUUUUUUUUGGCGGGGGGGGGGGGGGGAUAGCUCCAAGAAGUUACAAAGCUAUCGGUUCAGAAUUAAUUGGUUAAUGUGUCAUAUUUUCCCUUCUGUUCAGAUAACCUCUCGAGUGUUUUUCGGAGAACCAGGACCUUGGUUCAAUGGGCUGGAUAUGGAUGGGGAUAAAACAUCUGUUUUCCAUGAUGUUGAUGGCUCUGUAUCUGAAUAUCCUGGGUCCUAUCUUAUAAAGGAAGAUAAUUGGCUGAUUAGGCACCCAGACUGUAUUGAUGUCCCUGACUGGAGGGGUUCUAUCUGCAGUGGUCGAUAUGCACAGGUAAGACUGAUGGGCGUGUUCAGAAUUUGGAUCUUGCUGGCUCACAGUUCUUUCGCAUUUCUGAUCUUGACAGCAGAUCAUUGCUGUGGGGUUACUGGUCUCUUCCCUAUGCAUGUUCUUCUUCCUUAAAGCUCUUAAAAAGGAAGUAAGUUUUGCUUUGCUUUGACUUCAGGUGUACAUCCAAGCCUACAAAUCAGCCAACCUGAGAAUGAAAAUAAUAAAAAACGACCAUUACGGGCAUCCUCUGUACUUGGAGGGGGCUCUGAGUAAGAGUGCCCACUACCAGCAAUAUCAGCCUGUGAUCACUCUGCAAAAGGGCUACACCAUCCAUUGGGACAAGACUGCUCCCGAGGAACUGGCAAUCUGGCUCAUUAACUUCAACAAGUGAGUGUGUGGCCCGUAAAAAACAGCAUUUCGAUUGAGGAAUAUAGCUUCAAGUUGCUAAAGAAAGCCGGGGUGUGUGAUGAAGAUGUUAUAAUAGCCACUGCAUUCUUCCAGGCCUGACAUCAUUGUUCCAGGAAACCCUCUGCAAGUUUUACCAUCUUCUCACCUAAACAUCCAAGUCCCCUUAGAAUGGAUGUAAAGAAGUCAUGAGAUAAAUAUUUGAGGCACUGCGUGGGCCAAGUUAAUCCCUGACUCAUAGAAGGUGGUGGCUCGCUACAGAGAAAUUGCUCUGUAUUGCUAUAAGGGAUCUUUAGGUUCUUUGGAAUUGACUCUGCCCAACAUGUAAACAUUUAGCCCAGCCAUGUCCAAAGUCCGUUUUGGGGGCUUAAUCUGGCCCGCCAGUCGAUUUAAUCCGGCCCCCGUGGCAGUAUAUGUCCUGCGGUAAAAUCCUUAAAAAAGCAACUUCAAUCCUAAAAAGCUCAACAACUUCACGUGCGUUCACUUAAUCAAAUCUGGCCCUCUUUGAAUUUUUUUUAGCCAGUUUGCAAAUAAAUUUAUUUUAUUUUUGGAGUGAGUGGAAUUUGACCUGCGACAUGUUCCAGAAAAAUCAUAGUCUCAGAGCUUGGGGUUGUUAUUGUUGCAAUCAUCAUCAUUAUUGUUUUAGGAAUGACUGGAUCCAAGUUGGGCUUUGCUAUCCUAAAGGGACGACAUUCUCCAUUCUCUCCGACAUCCACGAUCGCCUUUUGAAGAAAACCAGCAAAACAGGGACAUUCUACCAGGCUCAUGAGAUGGACAAGCUUGAGUAUCGAUAUGCUUCCAAGGGACACUACUAUUGGGAUGAGGACACUGGGUAAGGAAACAGCCAGCAUGCCCCCCGUGUCCUAAAGCUCCCUGAAGCACACAAUUGCUUUGGAGGAUUGUAGAGAUGUGUUGGGUACAAGGUUGUUUUUAAUGGAUGCACAAAUGACAUCCUCGUGUCUAGUCUAUAUGCCAUCUUUCAGAUUCAGCUCCGGUGGCAAUUUCCCUGUCUUUGGUGAUCAUUACUCUUCAACAAGUAAAGCCAUGCCAUUUUGGGUCCCUCUUAACUUGUUGCAGAGUUUUGACCACCUUGUCAUAUGGAAUGAUCGAUUUGCAUAAGAACGUAAAUUGGGGAUCAGCCCAACGGCCGAGUUCAGCAUCCAGAUGACCCAAUGGGAAGCCCAUGAAGAGAAUUUGAGCACAACAGUGCUAUCGCUGCUUGCAAUUCCCAGAAAUUCAGAGACACACUACUUUUGACAAAUGGAGGUGGAGCAUAACCAUUAUGGCUAGUAACCACUGUAGCCACGAUUUCCUUUGUACCCUCUCCGUUUUUAAAAUAAUGGGGGCCUAAUGGUAUCAUCAUUGGGACGCGGGUGGCGCUGCCAACCUAGCAGUUCGAAAGCACAUCACAGUGCAAGUAGAUAAAUAGAUACUGCUCCGGUGGGAAGGGAAACAGCGUUUCUGUGUGCUGCUCUGGUUCGCCAGAAGCGGCUUAGUCAUGCUGGCCACAUGACCCGGAAGCUGUACGCCAGCUCCCUCAGCCAAUAAAGCGAGAUGAGCGUCGCAACUCCAGAGUCGGCCACGACUGGACCUAAUUGUCAGGGGUUCCUUUACCCUUUACCUUUAAUGGUAUCCUCAAGCACUGUGCAUAGGACACUUAUACAGAAUCAGACCAUUGCAUACCAUCCAAAUUUCUCCUAUGAAAACAGGGACUUCCUAUUCCAUUUUUAUUAUUCCCUGCCCAUUUGCACUAGGUUGCCCCAGCCACUCUGGGUGGCUUCCAACAUAUAUAAAAACACAAUAAAACAUUUUAAAAACUGCCCUAAACAGGGCUACCUUCAGAUGACUUCUAAAGGUUGUAUAGUACUAAUCUCCUUGGCUUAGGGGGGUCACAUAGCUCCAUACCCUCCAACAUUUCUCUAAUGAAAAUAGGGACGUCCUAAGGAAAAGCAGGACAUUCCAGGAUCAAAUUAGAAACCAGAAUGGCUUCUGUAAAUACGGAACUGUCGCUGGAAAAUAGGUACACUUGGAGGGUUUGCCAUUGACCCCUCUAGUUCAGUACUGUCUACACUGGCUGGCAGCAGCUCUCCAUGGCUUUGGGCAGGGAAUCGCUCUGGGGCUGACCUGGAGAUACUGCCAGGGAUUUAACCUGGGACCUUCUGUGUGCAGUGCAAUGCUCCACUACUGAACUGUGGUCCCACCGCAAAAGAGAAGUGACAGUCGCUUUGUUACGUCUGGACCAUCGGGUUGGCAGCAGGGAACCAGCGGUAGCUGGGCAGCCAGUUAAUGGGGUGCUGGCACUAGCAGUGAGCUGCAGUGUGCGUGGCAGAUCACUGUGCCUGCUGGUCUUCAGCCACCUGCUAUCUUCAUUUCCUCAAAAAUGCCUUCGUGCCUACGUGGGGCCUGGGGCCACUUGGAGGAAAUGAAAAUGGGAGAUAGCUGGAGCUUUGGCUGCCGGAGAACUUUGCUUCAUGCCAAGCUGCCCAUAAAGUGUUGUUUUGUUUAAAACAAGCAGGCUGCAGUGAUAACAUGGAAAAGUGGAGGUCACUGACUGUAGCAAUAAGGAUUAUAUAAAUAAGAAGAUCAGCCCCGAUACCCAAAACUUUUGAAAGGAAAAAGCUGGCCAUCAGUGGCAGUGAAGGGACUGGGGGCCGGCUGGGAGAUUUUGUCCAAAACAGCUGGAGGGUGCCUAGCUGGUACUGACUGUCUUACAUAAGAGAUAAAGGGGCCCCUGACCAUUAGGUCGAGUCGUGACCGACUCUGGGGUUGCACGCUCAUCUUCCUUUAUUGGCCGAGAGAGCCGGCGUACAGCUUCUGGGUCAUGUGGCCAGCAUGACUAAGCCGCUUCUGGCGAACCAGAGCAGAGCACGGAAACGCCAUUUACCUUCCCGCCAGAGCGGUACCUAUUUAUCUACUUGCACUUUGACGUGCUUUCGAACUGCUAGGUUGGCAGGAGCUGGGACCGAGCAACGGGAGCUCACCCCGUCACAGGGAUUUGAACUGCCGACCUUCUGAUCGGCAAGUCCUAGGCUUUGUGGUUUAACCUGCAGCGCCACCUGCGUCCCUGCCUGUCCUCCAUACACACUUGUAAAUGUCAAAUUUCUUGAGCAGCCUCUAAUAGUAUGAGAUGUAGUAGUUGCACCUGGAAGUGAGAAUGAUGCAUCGGCGAAUACCUGCCUGGGAUGGAUAAAUAGAAAUGCUUCUAUCAAUGGGCCACAUAAUUCAUUUAAAGUAUGCUCAAUGCACAUAUAAAGCUCCCCCCCCAAAAAAAAAGAUGUUUUCCCCUUCCAGAGAUACAGUUCCAACAUCCUUAACAAACUGGUUCCCAGGAUUCUUUGGCAAGAGCAGUGCGCUUUAAUGGUGCAGUGGAAGGGUUUAAUAUCUGCCAUUUCCAGGAUGAGCUUCAUCCCGUUCCAGCUACAGCGGAGUCACAGAGUCAGGGACGCUCACGGCUCUUCCAUCUUUUCCCAAAGGUUGCUGUUUCUCAAGUUAAAGGCUCAGCACGAAAAGGAGCCAUUUGCCUUCUGCUCCGUCAGAGGUUGCGAGCGAAUCAGGAUCAAGGCCAACAUUCCCAGGAAAGCAGGGUCCAGCGACUGCCAAGCGAGAGCCUACCCAAAAUAUGAGGAGCAACCUUCGGUGGAUGUGCCAAUGCCCAAAAAGUUGCCAAGCACACACCUGGUAAAGUAGCUGAUUUACUGUUGCCAUUUUCCUGGGUCUUUGUUUCUGAUUAAAUCAGUGGAUAAUUUUCCUUCUGGAAGCUCAUCAAACAUACAGUGGUACCUCUGGUUGUGAACGGGAUCUGUUCCAGAGGCCCAUUCACAACAUGAAAGGAACGCAACCCGCAGCGGCGCAUCUACGCAUGCGCAGGUUGCAAUUCGCCGCUUCUGCGCAUGACGUCAUUUUGCGCAUCUGCGAGUGGCGAAACCCGGAAGUAACCCUUUCCGGUACUUCUGGGUCGCCGCAGGACACAACCUGAAAAAACGUAACAUGAAGCAAAUGUAACAUGAGGUGUGACUGUACUUCAGUCCCAUUUUAUGGGCAAAGUCUUAGUUUGCCCAAAGUGGAAAAUCAACAUUGCUGUUGAGAAACUAGGAAGCUGCCACGUACUGAAUUAGACCAUUAGUCCACCUAGUGUAAUAUUGGCUACACUGGCUGGAAGCAGCUCUCCAGGGUUUCAUCUUUUCUGUGUGCUACCUUUCCAAGGGUCGGGGGGGGGGGAGAUACCUGGGAUUAUACCUUUAGGGUAGGGGGAGCAGUGUACAACAGCUCUCCUCCACUGGCUGUCAGAAGCUAUUGCAAGAGCGGGUCCAGAAUGCGCUCUAUUUGCCUCCAAACGUUCUGAAUGUCCAUUGUCAGAUUUGUAGAUCACUCCACGUAAGACUCCCCAAAAAUUGCCAAGGAGUUAAAUUUCUGGCAAGACAUAAACUGGGGACGCCUCAUUUGAAACAAUGAACCACAAAAUGUGUGAGUGUAACUGCCAGAAUAAAUGUAUGUUUGGAAAAAAGCAUGUCUAGAAGAAUGGUUUUGAAAGUCAAUAGAUAUACCAACUUUAUUUUCUGUUUGAAACCAGAACAAGGACCAUUUUGUAGAACUGAAGCUGGACAGCUACAAGACCAAAUACUUCCAUCUCAGGGAUGAUUUUGCGUAUAUCUCAGUAAGUCUUUCUUUGCUCUUGAGUAAUGUGCUGUAUUUUUGACACACACUAUGUUUUAGAAACUUUUCAUUAUAUUUUAACAUAGCCAAAAGUCGUCUUCUAUGGGACACAAUUUGUAACAGAAUAUAUAUAAAAUAUGCAGUUGAGGAAAGAAACUCGAAAUAAUUGAGAAAACUAACAGAUCUAACAAAGGCUUAUCUGGAAGAAUCUAUAUUUCUUCCUGAAUUCUUUUAAAGUACUGUUGAAUGGAAUCUGAAUGGAUUUCGUAUUACUAGCAAGGCAAGUUGAUAUUUAGAAUUGGGCUUAAUUUUCUACCAAAUCAUAAUUAAAGCUGGACUUUGAUGUGUGAUUUUAUACAUGAACACACGCUCCUUGGUUGGUAUAAAUAUUAUUUUUUUUACAUUUCGCUGCAAUUUGGAACCAGUCUUAUUUUCAUAGCAGCAAUAAGCUUGCUGCCAAUUUGUGGCUUUCUUGUCCUAAUGCUCAACAAGACUGCCUUAGAAUCAAAGGGGGGGGAGGGGAGGAAUAUCCUGUAAGUUUUUAAUAUGCCAUUAUUACUCAGUGCUUUGGUCUGUUGGGACAUCUCGCCAGCCUGUUUUGCCACAUCAUUUUCUAGCAAUACUUUUGAGCAUUACUUGUUCAAAAAUAAGUUUUAUGGGGUUGCUAGAUACUUUAUAUUUCAUUUCCCUGCCCCCUUUCCAUCAGUGUUUCCAGAUGCUUGAUACAUAUGAAAAUGAGGUGUGUGAAAUACAUAAAUUUUGACUAAUUUCCAGUGUUGCACCUUAAAUCAACAACACAAAGUUAAACGUAAAAGUUUGAAAAUUUUCGUAUUUCGAGGUCUGCCUUUUUUUCUUUUCUUUUCUUUCAUAUACAAUAUUUCAAAUCAGCCUCUACUUCUGAAAAUCCAAAACUAUCAACUGUUACUGCUCUGGUCUCCCUGAUAACAGCAAGAACUGAUUUGUUUCCCAGGUUGACGGCAGGAAGUUUUAUCUCUCUGAAGAUGGUAUCCAAGUAGUUGUGAUCAAUGGGCAUGAUGGGAGAUUUGUUGACCGGAUGAGUUUCAAAAACUCCGUUCUACAAGGAAUCCCAGCACAGAUGAUCAACUAUGUCAAUAACAUUCGGGAAAAGUAAGUUAAUGAGAAAUGAGGGCAUUCAAGUUCUGGAAAAGUGGAAAACCUAGUGGUUGUAGAUGUAGCCUAACAAGCCAUAUGCUGUCGUAUAGCAGCCAUGUGAUUUUCUCAUUGCUCCUGCAAACAUUAUACAUACCAACCAUUUCUGAUAACAGAUGUAAGGUGACCUAAUUGGAUCUGCUUGUUAAACUUCAGAAGAAAUUAUGCAUGCCUGGCGAGACAUGAUUGAAUUGAUACAGGGACCAGCACCCCAGAGUUGCACAACUGGUAGCUUUUACCAAAUUAAAUCACUCAGUGGAAGAAUAAACGGUUUAUGGAUGCCUUUGUCUCCUGUAGUUCUAUAGUGGUGAUGACAUCUAAAGGAAGGUUCAUUUCAAGAGGUCCGUGGACUACUGUCCUGGAGAAACUUGGAGCACAGAGGGGCUUUAAAUUGAAAGGUAAGUAGGUAUUUUAUAAAAGAACCUUUGUUAAAAGUGUUGAUCAUUUCAGUUUACUGUGUUCUUCAAUCUUUGGCCCCCAGGUGAUCAUGCUGGCUAGGGAUGAGGGGAGCUGUAGUCCAACAGCUGGGGACCACAGGACAGAGGGCUAGAGGAAGUGUUGUACCACUUCAGAUUUCAGGCUCAGCAGAACUGAGCUGCUGGAUCUCCAUUGAGUUUAAAGAUGCGAAGGCUUAGAGAAUUCAUGGGGAGAACAGUAGCUCAAAAGCAAAAUAAUUUUUAGGAAGGGAGAAUACCUCUUUAACGAAACAGGCAGCACACCUUUGGGCUUUUGUGUUGGAAUGGCACUCUGAAAUAAGAUACUGAAAUCAGGUGGUGGUUGUUUUUUAUUUAAUGACCCUCAGAAUUAUUUUUGGCAUCCCCAAGCGUGCUUGCAUUUUUGUUGCCAAAGUUUGGGUUCUUCUCAUUUGGGCAAGACUUCAGUUUUCAGAGAGAGGCUUUCAUGCUUUGAAUAGCUUCUUUGCCUCUGUUCCUUAGCCAUGCCUGCAUCCUCUUGCCCUUGGUGGGAUCUUUCCUGAUCUACAUUAUACAUUCUAGCCGAGCUUCCAUUAUUGUGGUUUUAAGCAUUCUCCAAACUUUAUGGAGAUAAGUGACCCCCUGACUUUAUCAUUCAACUUCCUUUUUUUAAAACCAGUACCUUCAUUUUUGAGAAGCCUCCCAUUUUGAAGUUAAAGGUGACUAUGUUGGACUUUCUUGGCAGCUGUCCACCUACAGACAUGUUGUAUUUGAUAGAACCAUGAUCACAGUUCCCAAUCAUACACCAGGUUCUCAGCACCAUUAAAAAUUAUGUCCAUGGUUGUCUCCUUUCUUGCUGGUUCCAAAGCAGUCAUUUGGAGGUUCUCAACUACCCUUUUUUCCUUUCAUUCAGAUAAAAUGGGUUUUGUUGGAUACAAAGGCACCUUCCGGCCCUUCUGGGUUACGCUGAAGACAGAUGACGAAGCAGUGAGGAUUUUCCAAGCUCUGCCAGUUCCAGUGGUAAAGAAAAUGAAACUGUGA